AACGGAACGGUCCCCGUUGCAGUCCGGAAAAUGCGCCCGUGAGGACUGUUAGCGAGCGCACCCCUUCGCUGCGAUAAUGGUACGUUCCUACCCGACCUCCUUCGAGCGAUGACAAAUGUUACAGCCCCAGAGGAGGGGGCGGUCGGGAGAGAAGUUCUCUGUUGAUCUAUUCCCGCCCCCUCCCCCCGAGUUCCUCGCAUCAUUGGUCCAGCCCACUCUUUUCUGAGCCUGGCGUUUCCCUUUCAAGUCGCGAGAAGCAAAGCGAGCUUCCAGCUCGUGCGGCAAAGCAUGUCUAAGCGAAACCCUCAGUCCCGUUUCAAGUGGGAUCUUUGCUAUCUCCUUCAAUGCACUGUUUGCUUCUUGGCUUUAAAGGGCGCGGGAUUAAUUUAAAACACACAUGCCAUAUUUUUGUAUUUUUUUUAAAGUAUAGUUGUGAAUUUUAUUUUUGUAAACCGCCUUGAGGUUGUUAUUGUUGUUUUACAAUCAUUUUACAUUUUACAAUGUUGUUUUACAUUUUAAGAAAUUGAAUUAAAGUUUUUGAGGUUUUAUAAUUUUUUAUAUUUUGUUGGAAGCCACCCAGAUGGGCAGGGUACAAAUAAUAUUAUUAUUAAUAAUUAUUCAAAUACGUUGGUGCGAGUCAGGGUUGCCAACCCUCCCCCCCCAAACUUUUUUUUUUUUUUUUGCACAGCCUGCCAAGUCAGCAACUGAAGCUGAACUUCUUGUUGUGCGCCUAGGGUUGCCAGAUAUUUUCUGGCGGGGCUCCUGUGCCAGGUAGAAGAUUAGGAGUUGAAGCCUUUUCUGCCUUGGAAUCACAAUUAUAGGGGAAACUUCUGUAUAUUUCUACCAGCCAGGGUGCUGUUAAAAGAAAUAGCUCCACCACAAUAAUAUACACACACACAAAUUACUUAAAUUCCACCUGUUCUUUCAGCAGCUUACAAGGAUUUCUUGUUUAGUCUUUAUAAGAUGUCCAAAGCAAAUAGUGGAUGAUGCUUCACAUAUAACAGAAGGACGGAUAUUCCAAAGUUUAAGGGCAACAACGGAAAAUGCCCAGGUCCAUGUCCCAUUAUGUUCUGGUGCCACAAGUAAAAAUUUCCCAGCUACAGGAACUGAUUUAUAAGUUGGUAAGCUGAAAACUGCUACUUGUGGUAAGGUGCCUCACCCAGCAAACAACUUGCUUCCAGCCCUUAUUUGGGGAGGUUUUCCUCUGCUUCUACCUGAUUACUUUCCAUUGGUACUUCAUUAUAUUCAUUUUAGAAUCAAAAAAGAAAUGGGGAGGGGGAAAUCUUGUGUCUCUACAUGCCUCGGACAGCAAAAACAAAUUUUAUAGAACAGAAAAAAAUAAUUAAGUCAUGAGUUUUGGCAAAUGUCAGGGUAAAAAGCAGGAGACAGAACAAUUAUCCUGUUUAAGCUACAGCCUUCAAAACAGUUUCACUUGCUUUAAUUUAAGGCAAUAAAUUCACAUUGAGUAGUCAGUUAUCAGUUCUGCAAGUAUAUUCCUGUUUUUAAUGUACUUAUUAAUAGUGUUACAGCUGGCCAUGCAAAGAGUGCGUUGCAGCAGUCUAACUUCAAGACUAGAAAGACUGUAAAGACAUUACCAAUACUGUGCCUCCAGUUUGCAGAAUGUUGCCAACAGCCUCAUAUAUAGAUGUUGAAUGGUAAACAUUCUGAAAUUGAACCAUGUAGCACCCCAGCAAAGAACGUGCAGUUAUCAUUGUUACAUUCUGUGAUGUCCCAGUUAGGAACCCAGAAGAACAAUUUGAUUCUUAUCAUCUGAAUGUCUGUUAGUUUCUGUAGCUGAGUCACCAAGUCUUUGUGGCCAGUGGUAUUAUAGGUUGCAGAAAGGUGGAUGGGCAUCCAGAGACUACAGUUUGCCUUAAUUUGCAGAGCAAAAAGGAGGAUGCUAUGAUGGUCAUUCAAAGCAACUAAAGAAGAAGAAGAAGAGGAGGAGGAGGAGGAGUUUGGAUUUGAUAUCCCGCUUUAUCAGUACCCAAAGGAGUCUCAAAGCGGCUAACAUUCUCAUUUCCCUUCCUCCCCCACAACAAACACUCUGUGAGGUGAGUGGGGCUGAGAGACUUCAGAGAAGUGUGACUAGCCCAAGGUCACCCAGCAGCUGCAUGUGGAGGAGCAGAGACACGAACCCGGUGCACCAGAUUACGAGUCUACCGCUCUUAACCACUACACCACACUGGCUCUAAAUGCGAUUUGUCCCAAAUUUUACCCCUGAAAAAGAGGAUGCGUCCUGGAAAAAGAGGACACAUGGCAUCCCCAGGGAAACAGAAAUCGCUGAGGAAAGCCGUACAGAAACACAACCUGACAGGUGUAUCUAAAGCAAUUGAGCUACCACUUGCUCAGCCAGCAUCUGGAGGAGGAGAGGACAAACGGUGAGGAAAGAGCUGUCAGUGGAGGGCGGCCCUUUCUCCAUCCUCUGGACCCCCUGGACCGCUCAACUAACCUGCUGUACCUGAACUGGGUGUGGAGAGUGCAGCUGAAUGGGACACAGCUGUGGGCAGCCUAAGGAUGUACCAUCCAACUUGGACCUGCCCAUAAAAAGCAAAUCUAGAGUGAGAGACUAGGGUGAUGUCUGCUGUUUACAUGAACUCUUUAUUGUGAGACUUUUGUGCGUGAGCUGAAAGUUUGUUUGGACCCUGGGCAAGAACCCAGAGCCUGAGAGGGAGGGUGUGUCAGAAGGUAAAUGAAAUGAUUGACAAAAAUGUAGAGUUACAUAUAAAAAUGUUGCAGUAAUACAAAGUUACUUAUAUAUACACUACAUCAAUAUUAGUAAAUUUGUAUUAUUGUAACAUUUUUAUAUGUAACCCUGUAUUUUUGUAAUAUUUUGUUUAAGUUGUUUGUUGUUGCUUCAGUUGUUUGCUACAGUUCUUAGAUAUAUUUUAAAUAUAUAAAGUGGUAUAGAAAUCAUCACUAAUCAGCCUCCCCAUUACAAAUAAUUUGAUUGACAUCCAAAUCCAUUUUUGGAUUUUGUGACAAGCGGAUGAAUGACCAUGACAGCCUGGGUCAUUAUUGUUCUACUGGUGUUUGCUGUAGCAACAUGUAAACCAUGAAACAGAAAAACAUAAAACGCACCAUGGCCAAUCGUUUUCUUGUGUGUGUCAGUUAUAUGCCUGAAGUUCCUGUAAUGUUUCCUGCUUUACACAAAUGGCACAUCAAGUUUCCUUUUACUGCUGCACAAAAUGAAAAGUGGCUUUAAAGCUCUUAUGAUCAGAGUCUAAUCCUAUGCACACAUAUUUGGAAGUAAGUGCGACUGAAGACACCAAAACUUUUGAGGAACUGUAGAUCAGGUUGCGUGUCCUAUUUAUUUCAAAGGGGCUUCCUUUUGAAUAAGAACCACCAACACCACUCACCAUGUUGAUAGCUGAGGGGGUAAGGAUGCUGUGUCCUAUUCUCUCUGCUGCUAGGGAGGAGUAUCCCUAGUAAAGGUCUUCUCAAACCUAGUGAAGACUGAAAAUUACGGAGGCCCACCUGUCACAAAAUGGUGGCAAAUAGCAGCAGAGAGUUUGACACAAUCAGCUGGAAAUCACUGGCAUUUUCUGAUAAGUGAUCUAUCUUUGAAAAUUACUCAAUUCUUUCCCACAGCAUUUACCUUGUGGUGAGCAGUUCCAUAGCACAUCUUCUCUCAAGCUAAGUACAUGCAUUUACUCAGGAGAUACUCUGCCGUUGUCGGCAGAAUAUACCGAGAGUAGUGCUGAUAACACCAAGGUUGCACGUUUGAUCCCUGUACGGGAUGGUGUCAUAUUCCUACACUGCAGGGCGUUGGGCUAGGGUACCUUCUAAUACUAUGAUUCUAUGAUCUAAAUGCUGUAAGUGGAGAAGGCCUUUGCUUUUAUAUUUUACCUUCCCACAUGCACUUGCGUCUCAGCAUAUUUUUAUCCAUCUCCUGCAUUUUCUUGUCCUAUUCUUUUUACACACACAGUGUACCUCUUCCUCCCCACCCCGCAACACCUGCAAGUUUCUUUCAUCCCUUCUUCCUGGCUGUUUUACAUUCACUUCGUUCUUCUGUAGCAGCUUGCCUCUUAUCUCCUUCCUUUCUAUUCCCAGAUGCUGAUGAUGGUGGUGAUGAAGAUAACAACCACCUUAUAUGUGAAUUUCUAACCUCCUCUCUCUGGCCCUUUCCCCAUAGGAGAGGGAAACCUAGCUUCCUCCCCACCCCACAUUUCUCCUAGCAACAUUUACUUAGCAUGUAAGGAGUUGCUGGAGCCCAUUGAUCCAGCCCCAAGUCACAGCUGGGUGAUGGAACAGGCAACUGAGGAAGCCCUGGAUAGGUUGUGGCACUGAGAACCUCCUGAAAGUGACCCAAGGCACAGUGUCUGAGAAACAUUGUGCUAAAGGGAAGGUUCCUGCCAGCAGCAGGAAGCAGAAUGGCCCAGAACAGGAUGCUGUAGGGCAACGGAACCAGCGACUUCAGAUCUGGGGGGGUGGGGGGCUGAUCCUUGGAUCCCUCAGCUACACUAGCUUGCUGGCUGUGGUGUUCCCUGGGUGGGGGUUUGGGUGGCUGUGCAUGAUUUUCUUUUUUAUUUUUAAACUAAGAUCUCUGUUUCAAACUGAGUGCAAUAGAAAGUCAGAUAAACUUAUCACCCUGUUGAAAAUAAGUCCUACCAUGUUUAUGCAGUUCCGCCGGUUUCAGUACAGCUUACUUACAAAUAACCUUAGGGUUGCAGCCUUUGGCAAUUAGUCUUUGCUCAAGACUACUUGAUCUCCUUACGAUUUAGCAUUCCUGACUUUCUCUGGGUUGUGCCCAUAGUCACUGGCUUAACAGAUAAUGAGGUGCCAUAGCUUGGCUCACAAGAGCAACUUUGUAGGGUGAGAUGAUGUACUUUCCUUAUGAUGCUGUUUUACUGCAUUGGAGGGAUUUUCUGAACAGGGAAAUAUGCCCUGAGUUUAUUCCAUUUAUUGGUUUCUUUUGUCUUGCCCAGCUUUUUCAGCGCUGACAUUUAUGAUUUGCAUUUGUUAUUGGGUGGAAUAUUCAGAGAGUAACACUUGAAAUAUGAGCCCCUGUGUCUCGAUAUAAAAACGAACUUACCAAGCAACACAGCACAUUUGCAAGGGCAUCAGUGUCUGAGAUCUCUUCCAGAGAGAUAAUAAUGAAACAAGAGACAGUCACGGCGAUGCUAAAUUUUGAUUCUGUCCUGUGACAUGUUAGUUUGCAAAUAUAAAUAUUUUAGAAUAAAAAAUACAUGCCACGUUCACCAGUCAGCACUAAUGGGAACAAGUGGCACAGUCCUAGUGACAAAAUCUUCCAAAGGCCUGACUUUAUUUUUUGAAAGGGAGUCUCCUACUCAUAAGAAUGCAUACAUAAAUAAAAUAAAAAAUACAGCAGUGUUGUGCCUAACUUCCCCUAAGUCUUAAAAUCUACCUAGGUUUUCUUUCUUUUCUCUUCUUUUCUACAAUUCAUGUAUCAAUCAAUUCUAUGUAUCAAUCAAGAGUAGAGUGCUCUUGUGCUUGAAUGCUGCUUGCAGGUUUUCCACAGGCAUCUGGCUGGCCAAUGUCAGGGUGGGAUGCUGUGACAUCGCUUGAUCCAGCAGGCUCUACGUUCUUAAUCACAUUUGUAUGCCUUCUUUUCUCCAAAGGGCUUGUGGUGGUGUAUGUGGUGUCCACAGCCAGCCCAACACAUUUUGGCACCCGAGGCAAACCACAGACUCACAGGCCCCCCAGGUUAGUGAGAUGGAGGUGGUGGUGUCAGUAAGACACUGUGGCUUACCAUGGUGUUCAAACCAGGUCAUUGAGUUUUAUGGUUGAAAAGGUACGUGAAUCCAUUUUCCAGACUGCUACGCUACACUUGCUUGCUUUCAUGAGAGGGAAACUUCACACCUUGUCAGUGCCUCUCCUCUGCCUCCAUUAGCAACCCAGAACAAAAUCUCGCUCGAGUUCAUCCCAGCAGAAGGCACCAACUCUGAAGUGAACCUAUGUUAUCCCCACAUGCUCCAAUGACACAUCUUUUUAGACUGCCUCCAUUCAAGACAUCAUCCCUAGCUAGCAGGACCAGUGGUCAGAGAUUAUGGGAGUUGUAGUCCAACAACAUUUGGGGACCCAAGGUUGUUCCAACAUAUAUUAACAUGUUAUGUGUGAUUCAGGGUUGGGAACUGGGCCAGCAUGGUGUAGUGGUUAAGAGCGGUGGACUCAUAAUCUGGUGAACCGGGUUCGAUUCCCUGCUCCUCCACAUGCAGCUGCUGAGUGACCUUGAGCUAGUCACACUUCUCUGAAGUCUCUCAGCCCCACUCACCUCACAGAAUGUUUGUUGUGGAGGAGGAAGGGAAAGGAGAUUGUUAGCCGCUUUGAGACUCCUUCGGGUAGUGAUAAAGCGGGAUAUCAAAUCCAAACUCUUCUUCUUUCCAUACUGCUUACAUCACAAACCACCUACUGCUGCUGAUUUCAUAGGGUGACUUCUGAAGCAUGUAAUUUGUAUUGUGCCCUUGUCAUGUAAUGAAUACCAUGGAGCAGUCUUCCCCAACCUGGCGUCUUCCGGAUGUUCUGAACUACAGCUCUCAUCAUCCCUGAUCACUGGACAUGUUCGCAGAGGCUGAUGGGAGUUCGAGUCCAAAACAACCGGAGGGCAGCAGAUUGGGAAAAGCCAUGGGAUUCUCUUUGCAAAAGAGAAGUGCUGAAGACUUGGUCCAUGUAAAUCAAUAAUCACUGCUCACAGAUCCUAAAUGGGGAUUCCUUCAUUCCUUAGGAUUGUGUGACAGUGGUGUGCUUAUGUUACGUGUCUAUUAAAUCAUCAUCAUAAUAGUGGCUGCUAAACAUGUCACUAUAGUGUGUAGUUUCGAAUACAAAUUUGUGUGUUUACUCUUCAGGCUUGACUGCAUUACAAUUUGUGUGUGUCGCUUUCCUUAGAAGGUUUUCUCAGACUCAGAUUAUUAUGUGCACAGAAUUUUCAGACUGAUGAGGUUGCUUUGUAGAUGCAUGUACAAAUGUUGUUUAAUGUUUCCUCCUAUCUCCAGUGACAUUCUCGUUGAUUGCUACCAACUAUGUUAGGGGUAGGCAGACUUUUGGAUCAACUUUACUUUUUACUGGAACCCCAAGAUGUACCAACUAGGUGCAAAAGACAUAUAACAGAUAAGACAGAUGACAUUUGCCAGAAAUUCCCUUCCACAUUCUACAUAGGACAAACAGGCAAAUCUCUACAUUAAAGAAUAGACUCAAAACUGAGUUCUGAAAUGGCAAUAUUAAAAAUAUAUCAACCUCCCAGAAAAAAAUAUUUUCCUUGUUAAGGUCUUUUGUGCUGUCUUUUGUGUGAGUACACAUUGGCUCCCAAUCUUGGAUUUCUGAGUUUAUUUCUAUGAGCAAUCCUCACUUGCAACCCUGGGGACAUUUUAAAAUAGCGUCUUACUGUGUACAAGAAGCGACUUGUCCAGAUAAUGACAUUAUUCUUUCUGUAGCCUUUUAUUUUGGCAUUUCUCUACAUCUCUCCUCCCUUUCCAGCCAUUCUUCUAGAGCAUGGAGUCAUCUGGAUAUGUCUGUUCAAAUCUAGGAGACAGAAAUCUCCGGGACUUAAGUUAUUAAUGUGCCCAGCUGAUUUCAAUGGUGACCAAGCGCAAUAAACUAAGGGCUUCUUCUCAGCCAGAACUCAGUUCUGACAACUCUCAGGUGAGUGCCAUUGCCAUUCUAAGAGAAUGAGGGAGAUGUUCAUGGUGAGUUCCAGCACUUCUUUUUCUAGAAAAAUAGCACUAGUUGUAGUCAAUGCUGCUGUUCUACUUAUUCAAGACUUCUGCUUGUGCAGUGGGACUUAUUCCUCACCAUUCCUCAAGGACCCACAAAACUGUUCUAUAGGGUUUCUCAACCACGUGGAAAAACAUUUCGAGAGUGAACGGGUGGGGGCUGCAGAAGAGAGGACAGGGAAGUUCCAUCGUGCAAGCAAAAGCCUAUUAUGCAAGUGGAACAACAGUGUUGAAUACAACCCCAAAUCUGGAUCCAACUCAGUGUGUUUUGGAAUGGUCUGGCACAAAGAAUCAUGAGAUAUCAUGGACUGGUUGGAUAAAGAGGAAUGGUGGGAGGAACCAGCUGGGGAACCCCCAAAAGGAAGGAGGUUCAGAGUCUGGGGAUUGGUGCUGGGAUGACAAUCGGUGGUCAGAGAGAGAAGAGGAAGAAGCCUGGGAGGAGGAGGUGUCAGAAGCUGAAGGGGUAACAGGGCUUAGUGAGCUGGGGGAGCCUGUGGCAGAGAGGAGGCCAGAAGCAGAGGCAGAAGCUGAAGCAGGAGAGGAGGGAGGUCAAGAGGCAGAGUCCAACUGUUGAAGAGGCAUGAGUGUCUUCCCCUCCUGCUGCAACAAGUUCCUCUUCUGCCCACCCCCCCCCCCAUGUCUCCCAGAACCAGGAGAGUCAUGAAAAGGGUGGAGGAGAUGUUAGCUACACACAGUUGCUGUGUCAGAUUGCUUGGGGAAAACCCUGGAGAGGAGGGGACUUAGGCAGCUGCGGGGAGGCGGGAACUUGCAGUCUCUGCAACUGCUUCAUGGGGGCAAGUCCCGCCAGAAAUGAGUUGCUAUGCUCAUUAGGUCUGACACUCCUGUGUAGAUCCUGUUUUUGCUAAUAAAGAGUUAACUCCAACUUUCUUGGUGUGAUUUACUGCUAGCUUGCUCCUGUCUUGGGACCAGUUAGGAAUCAGCCAAUAACCCCUAUAAAAUUGACUUGCUUUCUCCACCUCAAAUCAUGUAUCAGUUGUAUAUUAGGUUUCACAGUGUGGCAAAACAACAACAGGAAACCCAAGCAUUUGCUUUGGUGCAACAAAACCAGCUAUUAUGGUUAUGAGUGAUUGGCUAAAUAGGAGCUAAACAAACUACACCUGUAUAGAAUUGAUAUAAAUUAUUCUAACUGGCAACUGUGCCUUUCAAUUGAAAAUUUAUGAAGUGCACAAGGUGUCCCCUAGCAUCUGGUGGUACAACGUUAUGUGACUUCUGUUGUCUCUGUCUCUAGACUGACAAUGCUGUGAGCUAUAGUAAUUGAUGCUAAUUUAUAAUAUACUGUAAGAAGCCCCAUAUUGAGAACAUUAUGGGUAUGAAAGGGUUCUGGGAAAGCAUAUGAAAACAUAAUUUUGUGUAUUAUUUAGGGGGAAAUUACCAUCCUAAUUUCCACAGUGUGACAAUCAGUUUUGUUAACAUACAAUUCUGAAGAAUAGUUUUUACAAUUAAUAUUUCAGGGAAAACAUACUGCAGCUCUCAUGAUUGCUUCUGUGCAUCUGCCACAGUGGGAAAGAUAUACUCAAGGCAUAAGAAAAUUAAAUGGAAAAAUAUGGCACAUACACAGAAUUUUUAGGGGAGGGGUGCAGUUUCCUCGCUUGAAGCAUGUAAACUAUUUUGUUAAUACAAGCUGUGAGUAGCAUCAGCUUCUGUGUCAAUUCGCUUGUUUUUCUUCAUGCAGUCAAUAUUUUUGGUUCUUCUGAACUGAGACAAGUCUGGCCAUAGAUCUACGUAAUGUGCAGUCUGAUCCUAAUCAUGUUUACUUGGAAGUAACUCCCACUGAGCUCAAGGUAAAGUGCACUACAGUCCUACAUGGACCUACUCAGAAGGAAGCCCUGCUGAGUUCAACAGGCCUUAAUCCAAGAUAAGUGUAUAUAGGAUUGCACCCUGAGAGCUCUUGGGAUCAAAAGAUCCUAAUAAAAGAUACAAUUGGCCAUUUUAUUAUAUAUAUUUCCUCAGAAUGUAUUACUAUCCUCUGAACAAGCGUACUAACUUAACGGCGGUAAGGUGAGGAAAGAUGAUGAGAAGUUUCAUUUAAUAAUUUUUGCUUGGUGCACAACAGCCUUCCUCAAUCUGCCGCCCUCAUGAUGCUUACAGCUUACAGCUGCCAUCAGCCUCAGCCAACAUGGCUAUAAAGGAUGAGACUGAUAAAAAAAAUUCAAAAACUGCUGGAGGGCAUGAGGUUGGCAAAGGCUGUUGCACACCGGCGUCCUUAGUCUUAUAAACUUUGGACAUGAUCACAUUCAUUUUGUAUGGGCCUGGUGAUUUAGAGGAAUCAAACAGAAAUUUACCACAGCAAUCCAUGCUGUGUCCAGUACUGGAGAAGUGGGGGGGGGGGGGACUGUUGCAAGGCAGUUGUCUUGGAGAACCUUAAUACAGAGCAAUAAUAUAAUGGGGUAACUUGUUGCCAGUAAUCUGCUCCCGUAAGCAGACUGCCUGCUGCAUUCCGCUCUAGUUAAGGCUUCUGGUUGAAAUACACAGGUAGGUAAAGGGACCCCGACUGUUAGGUCCAGUCGUGGCCGACUCUGGGGUUGCGGCGCUCAUCUCGCUUUAUUGGCCAAGGGAGCCGGCGUACAGCUUCUGGGUCAGCAUGUGGCCAGCAUGACUAAGCUGCUUCUGGCAAACCAGAGCAGCGCACAGAAACGCCGUUUACCUUCCCACCGGAGUGGUACCUAUUUAUCUACUUACACUUUGACGUGCUUUCAAACUGCUAGGUUGGCAGGAGCUGUGACUGAGCAACGGGAGCUCACCCUGUCAUGGGGAUUCGAACCACCAACCUUCUGAUCGGCAAGCCCUAGGCUCUGUGGUUUAACCCACAGUGCCACCCGCAUCCCUCUGAAAUACAUGGGUAGCCCCACACAAAGGACAUUAUAGUAAUCAAGCCUUGAGGUUAUCAGUGCAGGCACCAUUUAGCCCAAGAAUGCGGAACCUGCGGCAUUUCAGAUGUUGUUGGACUCCAACUCUCAUUGGCCCCAGACCUCAUUGCCAAUGGACCCGGAUGACAAGAGCUGCAGUCCAGAAAUAUCUGGAGAGCCACAGGUUCCCCAUGCCCAAUUUGGCUCUUGCCAAUCCCUGGGCUGUUGCAUUCUGUACCAGCAAAAGCUUCUGAACUGUCUUUAAAGGCAGCCCCAUGAAGUGUUGGGUGGAGGAGAUGUAGAUGGGGGGGGGGGGGCUCGAAGACCAGAUGAAGCCUGUGUAUCUUCAAAAAAAUAGUUGCAUGAAUAUUCCCUAGGAAUCACCAUUAAAUGGAUGUCAUAAUUUUCCAAACUCUCUAAGGAGCAUGGAUAGGCUUAUAAAAAAUUCAUACAGCAAAAGCAACUAAAUUGGAUUUGUCAAUUCACUUACAGGUUGGCUUAUUGCUUGCAUUUUAAAAGAGUCCCUAUUUCUUAUAACCUUUAUAUUUCUGUUGGACAAAGCAACAUGUAAAACCCAAGCUUCUUGCACAAACCUAAAAAAAUGAUCAUGGUACGGUUUACUUACACUUCUCAAUAUUUGGUGCUUGAUUCCAAUUCCAUUUUCAAUAAUUGAAUAGUAACUGUGACAUGUUCAUGAUGUCCCAAAGCUGCAUAAAACUUGUAUGUCUUGUUUUUUUCUCAUUAAAAAGAAUUUAGGUGCACUGCACAAGCGAAGAGGGGGGGAAAACACCUACAAUUAUAUUGUAAUUGCUUUUCCUGAGUAGCUCAGACCAAGGGACUCAUAUUGUUGAAAGGGAAUUCACCAGUCUUGAGCACUUCAGACAGAUGGAAAACAAUAUACUGAAUUUCAAUUCAGCAGGAGAAUAUAAGUUAAACAGCAUAUCAUCUGAACACAAUAACAGCAAUUCUUUUGAAGAAUUACUAAAGUUGUUUGAUGAAGCAAACUUUUAUUUACAUGCCAUUUCUACUUGUUUUCCCCACCAGCAUUCAUUUGAUUUAUUUAGCAUCACCACAAAGUUUACAUUUAGCCACACAUUUUAAAAGAAGAAUUAAAAACAGGCCCAGCUGUUUCUUCCUGCUUCUUCACUUAUAUGUCUUCAUAUGCCAGAGACCAUCAUUUAAAUAGUGGAUAUUCUCAAUGCCAAUUCCUUUGUUGACCUUCUCAAUAUCCUCUGCCGACAUCUUCAUGACUCCAACACACAGGGCAUGUUGCUUUCCUUCGGCCAUUAUUGCCAUGAUUGUAUCAGCAGCAGCAGGAUAAAGUUUAGCUCCUGGAGACGUCAGACCAGGGCACAUGAUAUUUGCUCCACUAAGUACAAAUUUAAUGGCUCCUUUAUCAACUUGUUGAUGUGGUAGAAUGAAUGGGUAUUUAUGAAGUAAUCUGAGCGUGGGAUAAAAUGGUCCUUCCCUUUGCCUGAAGAACAACAAUUCUCCAUUUACUGUGAGGAUUUCUAUAUGUUCAUGACAACGUACUAUCUUCACAGGGUCUUUCUUUGGCAUAAUUUGAUUUAGCCAUGGUUCGAUCCCAGGAAACUGGUCUAUCAGCUGGUUCUUAAUGCCUUUAAUAACUGACGUUUUUAGUUGGAUGCAGUUGGACACAUUCUCCUUUUCAUCAAAUUUUUUGAACAUCUUGCCGGGGUUUCCGCGAGAGCCCUAAGAACCGAGGGCCUGGAAGGCUAGCGACUAGCAGCAGCAGCAGCAGCUCCCACGCAGGCCCUGUUCCCACUCUCAAACCCACGCCACCAUUUCUACUUGUUGAUUAGGAAUUGGCAGCUGCAGAUAAGCAGAAAAAUGCUAGAUUGUGUUAACCAAUUAUAGUAGUAGGAAAUAUUUAAGGAUUAAAUUACUAACACACUGGGUCUGCAUAAGAUGAUGAACAGCAUGAACCACAGACACAGAAUUGGCAAUGUUCUAAAAUGCUUAAUGGGAGUUUCAACUGGUAAUGUUGAAACUGCUUAUUUUUCUUUGUAAAACCUGUCCUUUAAAUCAUGUUUCUCCAUUGUUACCCUUAUCUUUUAACUUGAGGAAGACUAAAAGGUCCGCUACUUUGGGGGUCAUCACAACACUGAAACUUUGUUUAUGAUUUCCAGACUAGAAGAACAUACCUUUAUUGAUGGGGGAGUGUGGAAGGAAAGUUAUUGGUUGCUUUACUGUGGGCAAGAGCCCACAAUAAUGGUGAGUAUAAGGCCCCCCUGGGUGAAAGCCAGGUGAGAGAUGGGGUGGAGAUUCUGGAUGUUUAAAGAUGAAGUCUCAGAUCCACACUAUUGGAUACAAGUGCAUUGUCUGCAACAUGUGAUCUACUUUCUUAUUAGGGAUUAUUCUGAAUUAUUCUGAAUUAGGGAUUAUUCUCUCUUCUGUUUAAGUUGAAGCUGUUAAACUAGCUUACCAUAUUUGUAUAGUUUACUCGGUGACGAGUGAUUGCCAAAGAAGCAGCAGCAUUGUAUGGAUUUAUUUUUUGUAUUUAUUUGCUAAAUUAACAUUAUUUCUAAAUGUUUCUAAGCUUUAUUUUGAAAUGUGAAAUGCUGUAAGAUACUUUGGGCAUAAUUUGUGGGGAAGUAAGUCCCACUGAGAUAACUAAGACUCCCUCCUAGGUAAGUGUAAAAAGUUGCAGUUGAAAAUAUAUUCAGUGGUCCAGCAGCAGUUUGUUGAGGAGCAACAAGAAUGGCUAUUGACCAAAAUAAAUAAGUAAAAAUCCAGUAAAAAUCACAUGUCAGUGUGAUUAUUAACACAGGCACCACAAGAGAGUUCAGUAGUAGGUGGUCAAGCAGUCUCUGCAAAUGCACAGUUCUGCCCCACUUGCAGUGAUAUAAUGUGCCACUUUAGUUGUUGCAGCAGCUAGUAAACUGGCAGCAUAAAAUUGCACUGCCUGAGAGUCUUUUCGCUCUCUCAAAACCACAUCCAUGCUUAUGUUUUUUAAAAAGCAAAAUGAGCACAAUUAAGGAUCGUUUCAUUAAUCUAUAAAUGUCUGUAAGAAAGCAGAACAGCCUGCCUGUCCUCAAAAGGAUGCACCCUGCUUAUUUUGUAAGCCUCAUGACAAAAAUUGAAAACCACUAACUACUUUGUUAAGAGUAGCCCUAACACAGUAGACUUGUAUUGAACCACUAGCCUGGAAGCCGUAAGUAACAAGGAAAUGCAUGCAGCUCAGUGCAGGAAAUUUUAUGCAGAAAAGUGAGCAGGUGGGUGGUGGAAGGUUAGAGCUCCAUUUCCUUCCUCUGCACUCUUUACGGAAAAACAGCACGCUGCUGUGUUAUUCACUCCUCCGUUACUAGUAAAAAGCUUCUUCCUCUUUGCAUGCUAGUAACUUUUGGGGUGCUUAUUUACAAGGCUGCAGGGGUGCCUGUGGAUGUGCACUGCGCUGACUCCCCAAGUAAUAUCAAUUUGAAGAAAACACCACCCCAAAGCAAACAUUUUAAAAGUACAAACCCCUAAAUUAUAGGCAUUCUGUUGGCAUUACCAACUCCACUUACUUCUUCGAUGCAACGUGCGCCUUCGGUGAGUGAGGGUGUUUGGGUGUAAGAGAGAGAAAACCACCAAGUGCAUUCGAUUUCCCCAAUAACCUUCCGCCUCCGGCGUUCUUCAGCGGCGCGGGGGGCCGUGCUCUCUGCGUGACGCCGCCCAGCCGAGGUUGCCCGGUGUAGCCAAUGAGCCGCCAGGAGAGCUAGGGCGCGUGCGCCGGGGAGCCCCGCGUGGCUAUAUAAACAUGGCUAACGGAGAGCGGAGCCGCUUGGGGGCUGUUCCUCGGGGCGGGUCUUGGAGGCGGCGCGGGGCUCCGUAGGGCGUUGCCGGCUCGCGUGCGCCGCUGUCCUGGCCGGAGCCUUCUGCUCCAGGCGAGAAGUGCCUGGCGCUACACGUGCGCGCCUCUGAGGAGGAGAAGCCGGCAGCGGCUGCGUGACCAUGUGUUUUCUGCAGCCCUGCCCCUAACUCUUGCUUGGUCCGCGAGCGGGGCAGCCUCUGAGGCAGCUUGUUUCGCUGGGGACUCUGCUGCCGCCGCCGCCGCCGCCGCCGCUGCUGCCGCUGCUUUUGCCGCAUCGUCAGCUGCGGAAGCUUCGCCGGCUCCUGGGCCCCCUCGGAGGCUGCUAUGCUGUGGACUCGCUCGGAGUCCCCGCAAGGCUCCCGCACUUUCCGCCGCGCGCCCUCUCCUCCAUGACGACCCCGGGAGCAGCCGCGCCGGGGAGGGUCCUGCCCUCCGGGUCUCCUGAGCUCGCUGCCUUGGCGGCCGGCCCCGCCACCGCCGCCGCAGCCGCCUUGAAUGGGACCGGGGGGCUCCGCGAGGCCCACAGCACGGCACCGCCCGCCGCGGCGGUCGCCUUGAACGCCGAAGUUCCCCUCAGCAGAGUCCCUCCUUCCGUCGCCCAGCAGCCCCGGGCGGCGUCCGCUCCCGCGGCGGGCAAAGGGGCGCCUCCGGCUCAGCAGCCCCCCAAGACGCCCGGCGCGGGGACCAGGCUGCCGGCCCCUCAGCCCGGAGCCCCCAAAGCCCCGCAGACGGUGACGAUACAGCUACCUGCGAACUUCCAGAUCCCGCCGGGUGAGUUGCCGUCUCCCUUUCCUGGCAGCGCUCCUGUUGGAUGAGGCCAAGUUUUGGAUGAGUUUUGUUUUGUUUUCAGCUAACGGGUCAAGUCAUCAGGGAACUAGUGGCGAGUUAUGGGCAUCAUGGUGGGAUGAGCCUUCUAAACAUGAGAGCAGGGCCGAUGCUUCGUGGCAAAGAACUGAUUCUCAUGCACACGGUCCCAGCUUCAAUUUCUGCUAUCGGGGUGGGGGGUGGGAGUGGGGACAACGACAUGGGACUCCGGUUCAAACUCUGCAGAGUGCCGAGCAGGUUAAAUGGUGUUUAUUGUGGGGAUGGAGUAGCCUUCAUCACCCCUUCCGAUCUUUCGCAGCACCUGCCCACUGAAUGUUGUUGGCACCAAAAUGCCAGCCUGUGUAUCUCUGCCUCCCCCCCCCCCCCAUUCAAUGCAGAUUCCUUGGGAAAAUCAGAUAGGACUUUUAAAAAAAAUGUUUCCAGCAACCCAUCUGCAGUAUCUGUACUGUAUGGUUCACAGCAUUAAGUCUUUAUAUGGAAACACUCCGAUUCAAUAUUAAGUGAACUUUUUUAUGUUCUAGAAGUGUGACAUAGACUAUCAUAGAAGUAAAGGGAGAAAGUUAGUAUUGUAAUCCCCUUAGUUUCACUUUCUAAUCGCAGAUCGGUGACUUAAAAGUUCCCACAACUGCAUAUUUGCGUGAAAUGAUUCCACUGAACUGUUGCUAAAUUGCUCAUCUAAGUUAUGCUUGUGCCACAUAUAAUAAACUGACAUGAACUUUUUUGCCUGCCUGAGGUAGGCUUAGUUUCCUUCUCUUCUCCCUGCCCGCUUGCAAAGAUAUAAUAUACUUGCAAAAGUUUUUCAAAACGUUUUGACACCCAAGCUUUUAAUGUUGAAGUUUUGAUAACUUGUGUGAUUAAAAUGUGUUUUGAAGCUAGCUUCAGCUUUGAGUUGGUAUCAUAUUUUUCUAAUUAAAGUUCUAUCUUUUUGAGAAAUUGAUAUUGCUCUCAUUUACCCAGACUUUAUUACUUGACAGGUGCAUGUGGUAGGUGUUAAAAAGAGAAAAUAUUAGGAGUUGGAACAAACAGAAAUAUUAGCUGUUAGACUUUGGUAUGGCAGAAUUUCUGUGUAGCAAAUGUGACAAUACAAAAAUAGUUAUCUAAUUAGCACCCCUGGCAGGAGUGCCACUGCAGGGGCCUGUUUAGACAUUGCUCUUCUUGUCACCAACAACAUAUGUCAUGAAAUCAGGAGCAACUUGGUAAGUUUCAGUCUUAUUCAUUGCUCCCUUGGUAUGCAUGAAAGGGAGUGAUCAUCCUAGGAGAUCCUGCAGUUCAAACUGAGUGUGGGUGACCUUGGAGUCGGUAGUUAUCUAUAUCUCAUGAUGCUGCUUUUUUUUUGAGGAAACAUGGCAAUGCACUGAUUUUCCUGCCCUAAUUUUGAAUCUGUGCCAAUGUAUCUGUUGAAGGAAGGGCACAGGUUGGUCGACUCCAGAACAGCUGCAGCUUACUUCAUCCUCAUUUGUUUCAUAUACAUUUUAACACCAGUGGCAGAAAAAACUCCUGCAUAGUGGUGGCAGGGCUAUUGCUGGUCACACACAAACUUUGCCACAACAAACAUUACUUGCCAUGAGUGCCAUUGACUGAUAGAGCGGCUGCAGGCCCAGAGCAAGUAACAAGUUGAAAAAUGUACCUUACCAUAUUGUCCAAGUAUUAAUUGUUGCUGUUCGUCCCUGCUGCUAGCUGUGUUAAAGAUGACUUGUUACAUCAAGGCAACCUGUAGUGUGUCUUCCCUGACAACAUCUGAGCAUUACUGAAGGCAUCAGUGAUAGGGAGAAUUUGCUGGAAAAAAUAUCGCUACUAUGUUUCUACAUAAUGUUUUCAGUUUUAGAAAUUCAUUGUUUCAUGAGAUUAGCUGCAUGAAAAAAAUACAUGCUGAGCUAGGCAGCUAGAAUGAAUAAUAAUGCUAGUAAAAUGUACAACCAAAGUCAUAAUUUCUUAUGACUGUUCCCAAGAAAACACAAUUACUUAUGCAUACAGGUAUUCUAGCAUGCUAAAAUGAGUAUUUAACAGUUUUCAACACCUUAAUUUUUUUCCUCAGGUCUAAAGUGUGUGAAUUGUAACAUCUUAAAAUAUUUUGGAGCUGUAUCAAAAGCUGCAUAUCUGCUCACUCAGACUUCUGUACAUGCAGUUGAACUUCUUUCUCUGCAGUCCAUGUACACCCUCAAAAUCAGCUCUAGAGGGUUUGGGUGACCCUCCAGAGCAGAUUUUUUAAAUUUUUUUUGCAGGGGUGCAUUCGGGAAGGAGAAGAAACAAAAUCCCAUGUGUACAGAAAUUCACAGCACCCCAAAUAACGAGGGCUGCAAGAGCUGGUCCAAACAGAAAAAAAAUUAACUGCCCUCCUAAAAAAUCAAGCAAUGUACCAUAUGGCUUUCCUAUGGAAGGGAGUUCCAGGGAUUAGAGGCUGCUAUAGAAUAGUGUUUACAAGCAUUUAAAUACAGUGGUGCCCCGCAAGACGAAUGCCUCGCAAGACAGAAAACCCGCUAGACGAAAGGGUUUUCUGUUUUUGAGUUGCUUCGCAGGACGAAUUUCCCUAUGGGCUUGCUUCGCAAGACGAAAAUGUCUUGCAAGUCUUGAGAUUUUUUUUUCGCUUUCCCCCCCCCUUUUUCUAAGCCGCUAAGCCGCUAAUAGCCUUUUAGCAGCUAAGCCGAUAAGCCGAUAAGCCUUUAAUAGCCGCUAAACCGCUAAUCCGCUAAGCCGCUAAUAGGGUUGCUUCGCAAGACGAAAAAACCGCUAGACGAAGACACUCGCGGAACGGAUUAAUUUCAUCUUGCGAGGCACCACUGUACAGUCAAAGCUCUCUUUCAUUAUUUUUAUUGAAACAUAACACGUUCUUAAUCAAAUAUUUCUAUUCAUCUAUUUUGAGCUGCUAGAAAUAGUUGAGGUUUUUAUACAGCAUGUUAAAUUAACACGGAGCUCCUUUUUUCUUCUUUUUUAAUAAUGUAGUUAAGCGUGAUACAUCAAACCAUCAAUUUAGGGUGAUGAGACAUCAUCUGAUUCAAAAUUUUCCACAUCGCUGUUGGACAUAGCCAUAAUAUUUUUUGUUUUUCUUACUAAGAUUGCACUGCUUUGAAAAACAGUAGCUGAUAUUGCAACCCACGUGAGUGAGACAUCCUUGAAUGCUCAGCCUCAAUGGAUUGCCAUACGUAGGCAAAGCUUGUUUGUCCUUGUCGCUACCUUUGCCUGUCUGCCACGGCGAUUUCCUUUAUUCUAGACAAAAUGCAAUUAUGUAACCCAACUGUGCUGAUGGUUUCCAGAUUUUGUCAUGCUUUCUACAACAGUUUACUGUAAAUUGGCAGCAUGAAUUUAUGCAUCUGCAGUCUCCCUCUGUGUCUUAAAAAAAAAAUCCAAAGAGUGGCAGACAAGUAAGAACCUGUACAUGCAUCUCUAGGGAUAGCAUAGGAUGAAAUCUACUUACUGUGCUUUGGCAUUAGAAGUGACUUAUGUGAGGGCUAGGGCAAUUACCUAAUUAACACAUGCACUCUCUAUUUUUUGAAGCAAUUCUUUUUAGAUGCAAGCAUGAGCUACAGUAGACAUUAUCGUGAAAGAAUCAUCCCCUUCUACUAGGGAAUAAUGCCUCUUCCAUAAUGCUGAUAGUAUUGGUACAUUUAAGACAAAUCAUUCUGAUUAAUUGGGGGCAUCUUUUUGGUCUUGCAUUUUAAAAUCAGCUAAACUUGUCAAUUAAUAAAAAUGGGAUUCUGCAAUAGUGCCAAAAUAGAGGGUAAAAUAUAAUAUUGGGUAGACACUCCACUCCACUGUAAAGUCCAUGUGACCCAGAGUGAAGUCCGUAAUGAGCAGCCUAUGGUCCACCAGCAGGCUAGUGCUUAACUAUAAGGCUGACUGAAUGCAAGUUGCUGAAACCAAUUUAGAAAUUGUAUCAGCAAGAUUAUCUAGAAGUUACUGGUUUUGAUUUUUCUUUCUGUUUGCUACUGUUUGGUUGCUACUUUUUCUUGCUUUCUGUUUGCUACUGUUUCUGCAACUUGCUUCUUUUGACUCCUUUUGUAAACAGUUGGCUGAAUAGCACAUGUGCUUGACUGCUCUGGGGAGUUGGAUGCAGUUUGCCCCUUCUCCUUAAAAAAUACUGCAGAUCAGGAUUUCCCUGGGUCUAGGCUGGGGAUGUCUAAAAUGCUGGUGGCAACUGUUAGUACAGGCUAGAGCUGCAAUACUCUUAAUUAUCUUGCAGGGAGUGUCAAGAGUGUUGUGUCAUCACAGAAAGAAAUGAAUGGGUGAAGAGGGGGGAGAGGACAGCAGCAUACAAGACGAAAAGUUGCUGCAAGUGUGUCCUGUGUCUCAAAAGGCUCAAGGCAACCUUCAAGAAGAGCCUUUGACCAAACAGACUUUUAGUGACACACAUGAAUAAUAAUUUCACAAAGCCAGUAGGUGUUUAUUUAAAAUACUUGUAGCCCAUUAUUCAUUGUUCAUACAGUUGCACACACAAACACAAUAAAGCAGUAUUUCAUUAAAAUACAACUUACUAUAUCAUCGAAUACACUGGCACCACUUUAGCCAAAUGCUUGGGUGAAAAGCCACUUUUUACAUGCUGUCAAAAGUCUGUUGUCAUUGGUAGUGCUUGCACCUUAAAGGUCAGGGUAUUCCAGACUUUCUAUUGAGGAAGUUGUAUUCAUUAUACAGGAUUAAUAAUGUACUGAAAGAACUUAUUUGCAUUCUGCACUGGGAAUGGUUGUUCUUGCACACUAUUAUUGCCAUUACUCACUAAGGUAGCUAUGCUUGAACUUGGCUGAAGAAUUGGGAAGUAACACUUUCUGCUUUGUAGUCAGCAAAGGCUGGUGCUCUGAAACAGCAAAAUUGUGGCCAGGCCCUAGAGAGCAACAUUCCCCAACCUGGUGCCCUCCACAUACUUGAACUGGAACUCACCUCACAUCAGCUGCAGCCAGUGAAGCUGUGGGGGUCAUGGGCAUCAUAGUCUACCCCUGGAGGGCACCAAGUUGGGCAAAGUUUGCCCUUGAGCAGGGGCAGGGUAGCCAAGUUUGCGGGUGGCACUAAAUUGUUCAGGGUGGGUAAAACAAAUAGGUUGUGAAGAGCUCUAAAUGAUCUCUCCAAAUGUAAUGAAUGGGUGGUAGAAUGGCAAAUGCAAUUCUGUGUAAGCAAGUGUAAAGUGAUGUAAGUUGUGGCAGAAAACCCUUAAUUUCACAUUUUAAGAAUGUGGGGUCUGAACUUUCUGCUAUGAGGAAAGGCUAAAACAUUAGGGGCUUUCUCAAGGGUUUCAGAAAGUUUUCUGAUGCAUAGGAAAUUUAUCCAAUUCAGAAUUUCCCAAUUUCUAAAAAAAAACCCUACCCCUCCUAAUUUCCCAAAUCUUACGAUGGGAACCAUUGAACUUUCGGCCUUUAGCAUUCAAAGGGAACUUGUCAUAAGUGCCUUUGUAGAGGUCUCAGCUGAUUAAGUCACUCAGUAGCAUUUUACUAGGUUGUGUUUUGAGGACCCGAGUGUUCGCCACAACUUACUUUCAUAGUUAUUCUUCCCCAUGCCUGUCUAAAAUGCCGGAACAGGCAUUUUAGUGGAGGCAACAGAGGGAAAUAUUAAAUCGAUCUUAAGUUCUCUGGCACAAUAAUAGCUUCUUUCUUUGAAAACCAAAGCAGAAGCAUAUACAAACUACUGCACAUAUAGUUCUGUUCAGAUAAUUCCUGGGUUGGGGUGGCUGAGCAGGCUUAGCAGUUAUUAGAAAGAUUUUCAAAGCUGAUCAAGAUAGCAAUAGCCAGGGCACCUACGCAGUGACACUUUUGUUGCCGUUACCAAACACUGCCUCCUGUGAAGCGAAGUAGCAAAUAGGUUUUCUUCUGGUUAUGUGUUGCUUACCUGUUCUUGGGAUUCUUCCAGAUGUGCACUGUCCCCUUCCUUUCUAUGCUCAGGGGCACCCAACAUCCUAUGCAGCUGUUCUAAGGCAACAGUUAUCAGGCCACCACACAGAGCGCUUGUUUCGGUUCAAUCCUAGAACUGUUUCUCCCGGCAGGUGUUCAAAUGUGGGCGAGUGUUGUAGAACAGCGCUAGAUAAUCCAUGUUCUCAGGCACUUGUGACACAUGCUUAGAAUUUCAUGAAGGGAAAACACACACUUAACUAGCUGCACCAUUAGAUGGCAGUGUUGUACAACUAUGUUGCAGUUAGCGGACAGGAUUAUAACUAUUGCAGAGCCAUGUGCUUCAUUCUUAAGGACAUUUGGACACAUGAUGUGAAGUGCCUCUUGGCCUUUUAUGCAGCCCAUGUAUACAAGUGAAAAUAAAUGUAGGGUAGAAAGUAGAACAAAGGCACCAAAGCUUUGUGGCACCCAGGCUACCCUAUGUAGACUGUGCAUUUUGUACUGAGAUGUCAAAGCAUUUUUUGGUGUGUGUGUGUGUGUGUGUGUGUGUUUUACAGCUAGGUCCUGUGCAUGCAUACUUAUGAAUAAGUGCACCGUAAGCUUAUUUAGACAUGUGUGUUUAGGAUUGCAGUUUCAGGCUUGCAAAUUGAAGAUGAGCAUGAAACCCCUAAUUUGCAAUUUUGUCUUCAUUUAUACUCCUGUACCCAGCACUUCUUUACUCACACCUUUGGGAGUUGCUGAUGGUUGGAAACACUUGGAUGUUUCUUACUACCCCUCUUUACACACUGCUACUCUUUUUUUAUUAAUGAAUUUUAUAUGUUUGCUAUUUAUCUUACAUUUUCUGUGAAGGGUGAACUAUAAAGUCAACAAUAAAUUAAGUUUCAAGCAUUUCCUCCUCUGAAGCCACAGUUGCUGUAGUUUUCCCGUAUGUUUACCAGUCCCCCUCCUCUUUUCUUUCUUCUGCCUUCUCUUCUGUUACUUGUGCCCUAGUUUAUCCUUCCAGGCUGUCCCGGAUCCUUCUUCCUCCCCCAACUUGGAACUACACAUACCAAUUAAACCUUUUCUCUAGCAGUGGUCUGUAGCUGAGAGAAGAUGUCAAAGGCUGGCCUUUGUUAGGCUCUCGACUUGCUACCUGCAGAAUAGCUGAGGGAAGCGUUGGUGGGGGUGUCAAGAGCUUUGAGACAGUUGUUUCUCCCUAGAGUUAAUGGGGGAUUUGAAAGAAGGAUCACUUGAUGGUGUUGUAAUAGACAGCCAUACCACUCUUUAGAAACAAACAAGUUUCACAAGGUUUUAUGUUGGUUUUGAAGCUGCCUUGGUUAGAGGUGACAACAGAGCAGCACUUUCAGCUCUCUAACUUCUUGUUCUCUAACGGCACCUACCGUUUAGAGGAUUUAACAAGUACCCAGCUAUUACUCCUGAAAUGAUUGUAACUUUAAACGCUCACCGCCCUAUGUGGAAAGGAGGAACAUACAUUUCUGCAUGGUUUCUUGGCCCUUUUAAGGAUGAGUUGGAAGUCUUAUUAAAAAGUAUAUUUAGCAGGGGUGGGAAACCUUUGGCCCAUAGGACAAUCCUGGCCUGCAAGGCCAUUUCCCCCAAAUGUGGGGUUUGUGAUAUCAGCUAAUGGGCACUAGGGCUGGGUUAAAUCCUGUUGUUGGCAACAUACCCCUGUUCCAGCAGUGAAUAGUUUGUGGAAGUAGGAUUAAGAAGAGGAGUUUGGAUUUGAUAUCAUGCUUUAUCACUACCCGAAGGAGUCUCAAAGCAGUUAACAUUCUCCUUUCCUUUCCUUUCCUUUCCUUUCCUUUCCUCCCCCACAAGAAACACUCUGUGAGGUGAGUGGGGCUGAGAGACUUCGAAGAAGUGUGAUUGGCCCAAGGUCACCCAGCAGCUGCAUGUGGAGGAGCGGAGACGUGAACCUGGUUCACCAGAUUACGAGUCUACCGCUCUUAACCACUACACCACACUGGCUCUCUGGGGAGGGGUGUGUGCCUAUGAGGCAGACUUCCCCUUACUACUUUAAUAUCAUAAACAUGGAUAAGUGCCUUAAAAUCAGUAUUAAAAUGUUAGAUUCUAGAGUUGUAUAUCUAAUUAAAAAUUCCUGAUUUGAGCAAAAGAAGGCCCUCACCUUUUUUUUUUUAGAAUGAACCUUGUCUGGUGAAGAAUAUCAAGCAUAAGAUUUCUUGCCUAAAAAGAAACACGUAGGUGGUCUCAGAAGCGUGCUGUCACACAGCAUUGUCUAUCAAGACUAUGACAAUUACUUUUUAAGUAUGGUAGGACCUCCCCUUGGGUGCAUCAUGCUCCAACAUUUUGGUCUUUUCAAAGGCAGGUGAAAACACACCUUUGUCCAGGCCUUUGUGGCUGGCUGUCAGGUGCAUUUUGACUUGUUUCUCCUGGCUGCAUUUUCAUUUUGUUGUUGUUGCCGUUUGAUUUCGUUCAUGAUUGUUUUGUGUUGAUUUUAUAUAUUUGUGAUUUUUAGGUGUUUUUACCCUGCCCUCAGACCCCUGAGUGAAAGGGGGGGAGUUAUAAAUAUGUGUAAUCUAAAAAUAUUUAAUACAGAAGCCGUUGCCAAAAGCAGGACUAACAUUGUGGUGUGGCGUGUCUUAACAUCUCUAUAUUGCAAGCUGUGAGAGCAGAGAUGCGUGACUAAACUAAACCAAUUCAGAAUUUAUUCUUAAAUAUGUUUGAUGGAUUUUUAAAAGGUCAAACAAUAAGCUACGUCUGUCACAACACUAACUGGAGCACAGCAGGAAUGUAGUAGUCUGCUGUUUAAACAGAGGAGCCUAGAAGGGAAGUGUGCAGUACUAUAGAAGCAUUGUAAUAUUGCAUAAUUCAUGUACUGUUUAUGCUGCCGAUUUCUUGCUUAAAAGUUUGGAUUAAACAAACUCAGAUUUAUGUACUUGCUCUUAAGAACGUGUAGUGGAAGGAUCUGAUAGUAUCUUCUUUCCUGCAGGAACGGUUCUCGUCAGAAGCAGCACUGGACAGCUGAUGCUGCUGUCCCAACAAGCACUUGCUCAGGUUCAAAGCCAGUCCCAAAAGAACCCAAUUGUACGACAAUCAUUGCCUGCAAAUGCACCUACAGUCAAAAUACAGACUGUACAGGUCUGUACAUCCUCUGUAAUAGCAGUUUUGGUGUGUGUUUCUUCUGCUACUAUAGCUUUUCACAGGACUUGGGCCAGUUUAUGUCUUUCUCAGGGAUGUGGGUGCAGCAGUGAAGUGAAUCUAGUCUAGAUGCAGGAAUCAUUUCCAUCUUUUUCUGGCACCACUUGCCCAUACGUAGGAGCUUAAACAACUUUAAAAUGUUAAGCCUUAAUUGCCUAUAUAGUACAGUGAUUUUCUGUUCUUUCCUCUGCAUUCAACUUGCUCAUACCAGCUAUCACUGUUACUACAUGGAUGGAAAAUAAUUAUUUCAGUACGUAGAAAUAAAAACACUUGAACAGUCAUAGCCUGAAAUGCUUCUUAAGUCAUAGCAUUUCUUCCUAUCCAUAGAAAGAAACCUUCUCUACUUGGCAUGCUCCUGGAUCCUCUUCUUUAUCGUUUGCAUCUUCCUGUUCAGAAAAGACUUUUGCCCAGCCUACUUGAAGUUAGGACAAAUAACACUGAUGUGUCCAGUUAGACGGAAAUGGUGCUCGGCCGCUUACCUGAGAUUUCCUUUUGAGGCUUUUACCUAACAAUAUAUAUUCUAUUAUCUUUCUGAAAGAAUUCUGGAACUCAAGUACUGAAAGUAUCAGCUGCUCCUCAUACAACAGUGACUUGGACAACUCCUUCUGUUAAUUCCAAUGUUAAGAAGCCUGCUAUAAUCCAGGUAUGAUCUCCUUGUUAUUUUCUGGCACUUAACCUUUUAGCUCACUGAGUCACAAAUCUAAUAAAUGGCAAGGUGGCUUUAUAAAUCAUGCUGCAUGUAUCUUUUCUUUUUUUUACAUGUGCCCAAUGGUGCACUUGCCAAUGUAACUCAAAACAUGCUGAGGAACAGGAAAACUCCCCCCGCCCCCAGUCAUCUGCCUCAUUCAUGUUGCCAUAUGGGUUGGGUUAGUCAUCCAUAUUCCCCAGCCUAUGGUAGUGUCUAAUGGCUGAAUCUGACUGCAAUAAAGGAGUCUACCUCUAAACACAAUGCUUUAUGAGCUCUCUUCAGUGAUGGUCAUUCUCAGCUUCUGGUGGUUGAUGGAAAUGUGCACGGUUUUUAGGAUUAUUAUCUGUCAGACAAAAUCGUUAUAGCUAAAUCUAAAUGUAGGUUCACACGAGCUAAUCUGCGUGCAUAAUAUUAUGUGUAUCUGUUUGCUUUCUCCAAAAAGUGUGAAUGGGAGACAUUCUUGGAAAGUUGUGUUGGAGGGUAGUAGGCACCAACACCAGUAGAACAAAGGUGCCUUCCUGAUACUAAUAUUAAUGUAGCAGCUUUAGUUUUGCUUUUUCCUGUCAGAAUUGAAUCUAGCUACUUAAAUGUUUAAUUUCUUCCAGUCAAUAGCAUCAACAAAUAAUAGCAGCACCACAGUUGUGGCUGCAAAGUCUUUGAUUACGGGACCAGUGGCAAAGCCUCCUAUUUCUGAUUCUUCUGUGCUCUCUAUUGCUACAAAGCCAGUCCCUGACACAGAAAGUAGGAUAGUAGCACAGGCCAGCACCUCUAAAGUAAGUGCAAAGUAAUCUAAGAUUGCUUACCUUUCCCAGUAUUUCAGAACUGAACAGAAGUUAAUUUACUCUUUUGGCUUCCUAUCAGGAAAUGCUGGAAAAUGUGGAAAAGUGCAAAAACUUCCUAGCAACACUAAUAAAACUGGCGUCCAGUGGGCCUCAAGCACCUGAAAUGGGACAGAAUGUGAAGAACCUGGUACAAAGUCUGUUGGUAAAAGUUCAUCUGCAAGUAUUUGUGCCCUGAUCCUAAAUGUAUUUACUCAGAAGUGAUUUGUGUGCACACAGGAAAUGAGGGUGUGAAGUACGGGAUGGAUUAAUUACAUGGGGGCAUAUUAGAGGCCACAACGUCAUUGGCUACAGUGCACAGUGGGGCAUGGCAUAAGGCAAGGAUCCCAGUCAGCAGGCAGCCUGGCUGCAGGCCAAUGUUCCAGUCCUAACAUGAGUACUGGGACAACAUUCAGAGGGAUGCAGAAUUCUCAGGCACACCAUAACGUGAGCCAAUCUUGCAGACCUCUCAAACAAUGAAAAGCUCCUCCCCCGCCCAGUAAGUUUUUCUAUAACAUGUUUAGAUAUGCAUGUGCCUUAAACAGGGAGGUCUAGGUUGCAAAAUGAGUUUGCAGAUGCUAGGGUUGCCCUAUUUCAAAAAGUGAAAAAUUCGACAUGAGUUGCCAUACAUCUGGGUUUUCUUGGACAUUUUUAGUGAUUUUUGGAAAUUCCGCGCAGACUCUAUUUCCAAUGGACGAACCCCAGAUAUGUCCAGGAAAUGGCAUAUCUGGCAUUUGCAAAGCUUUUAGACUUCUGCAGCAUGCUCAUUAAUUUUGGAGUGUCAUAAUUGCCAGAAGCUGAUCCCAUUCUUUUUCACAGAGUGACUAUUGUAGAGUGUAUGACAUGGCAAUACUUCUGUAGCUGUUUUUGCUUUUCCUGAGCAUGUUCAGAAUAGGCAAGUUAAAUACUGCCUGUUAUAGUAACACAUGCUACAAAUACAGGUGGGAAACAGGAAAGAGAAGCUAAACAAAUAGGAAGGGUUUUGUUUUAUUUUAGCUGCUUCUGGAUACAAACUAGGAGAAAUUUGACUCUCUGCAGUCUGUCUCUCUAGUCAUGUGGCAGAAAUAUUGCAAAUUUUUUUACCGCUUUGGUGCAUUUCCAAGUUUCUAGUAACAACUUAGAAAUCUUACUUAUUGCCCACAGUUGCUGGUUUUUAACCAGUGAAGAAUUUGUUUUAGAUUCCUUUUGGGAGCCUGCUGAUACUGUACACUUUCUUCAAUUUAAUUGUUGAAUAGAAUAUUCAGUGUAUGAAAUUGUUAGUACUAGAAAGUGAGUGAAUUGGUGGGUUCAGUUUAGGCACACCUGGAGAAACGACACGUUACAUUUGUGCAACCAUUUCCUUUCCUAUCUAGGAAGCCAAAAUGGAACCUGAAGAAUUUACUAGAAAACUGUACAUUGAGCUAAAGUCUUCCCCUCAGCCCUAUCUUCUCCCUUUUCUCAAGGUAUGUCUAAAUGAAUUUGCUCCACAUUUUAAGUAUCAAAGUGGUGAUGGUCCUUGAUGGCUGGGUGAAAGGUUGUUUUGAAAUGUCAGGAGAAUUAAUUUGCAAAGCAAAACACACUGGGAGUCAGCAUGACGUGGUUAGUGUGGGAAAGUGAGCCCUUCCAGUAAAAUUCUGUCCAUGCCUCCAUUGUGUUGUGAUGAGAAGUGGGACCCGCAAGUUUGUGAGGCUAGCUGGCACAAACCUGCAUGUACCAUUUCGGUAAAUUCUACCCAUUCAGGGGAAACUUCCUGCCCAUUCAGGUUCUUGUGGCUCUCACACAUGCAACAAGAGCAGGACUUCAGGACCAGCUUCAUAAAUGUGUCUGGGAUGUUGUCCAGUGUGCUUAAGUCUCCUAUCAAAGUGCAGAUUUGUUAAUGAUUGCAAAGGCAAACAGCCUGAACUUUAGGAAUCUUCCUUGAAGAUCAGAUGUGAUAAUUUGUAUUGUUUAGCUGGUCUGCUAGUUAUCUUUUUAAUGUUUUAGUAGGACAUUGAUACUAUUCAAUGAGACACAGUGCAGUGUCAAUGGUGGAAGGAAAAUGCAGGAUCUUAAUUUUUUUCUAUUGCUUUCUUCCUUGCGUAGAAAAGUAUGUUUGCCUUACGGCAAUUAAUGCCUGAUGCACAGGCCUUUAUACGGCAGUGUCUUCAACAACCAGGACCACAAACAGCUCCUCCGAUUUGUAGCACAGCAUCAUCCACUUCUUCGGUACCUGCUGCCAGCACUCCUGUGACUGCGACCUCUCUUAAAAUUCCGACCGGGAUACCCUCCCAACAGACUUCAGGCCCAGUCCUCUGUACAUCACAGGUGACAAGAGGAUCUGGUUCUCUUCAGGUUGUUCAGACCACUCCUGUUUUGUCAGGGACACUCUCCCUUCAAGGUGCCAGUCCCGUUCCCUCCACUAAACCGACUACUGUGAGAGCUGUACAUCCAGUCUCCUCCACUGCAAUGGUGGCAACUGGUACCACUUCUCUCCAGGUUGUGAAACCAGUCCAUACCCCUGCAAUGUCGUCAUCACCUGCAUUUGCUGCUCCUAGUUCUAUAAAGCCGCCAUCUUCUGCUGCAGCAACAUCUCUACAAGCUCUGAAGCCAACCUUGACUACUGCUGCACCAACUGCUACAACAGCAGUGACCGCGUCUCUCCAAUCCAUAAUGCCAGUUGCUGGGAAACCAAUCACUAUCAGAGUUGUCCAUCCCAGUUCGGUCCUUUCCCAUUCAGCUCAGACGUCACAGGCUGUAAAGGUAAAGCAGUUGAUAAGUUUAUCUUGCUCUUGAUCUGUAAAGCUCUGAAGUUUGCUAACCUUAGCAGUUCAGCUGAGCCAGCAAUUCAAAGGCAGUUUAUCAGCAAAUAAUUAAAAUGUGUAUUUGCCCCUUACGUACCUUGCAUAACUUGACACCUGAGAUGUACAUUUUAAAAGGUUAAUAAUAUAUGAGGAAAGGGGCAGUAUGGACAUAUGUGAGUACUAAGCAACAUUGAAGAAUAUAUCUGUCUGAUAGCAGUCCACUCAAAGAAUCAGGAACAUUUAGCACCCAUCUCCAUGAAUAAAACUCUGGCAGAUACUAAACAGAGCAGCUUUAUAUUUGACAAUGUAAACUAAGCAUUCCAAUACCAGAACUUUACUGAGCAUGAAUACUUGAACUGGGUUUGUAUUUGCACAGCUCACCCAUUCUGUGUACUUGACCGUAGACAGACCAUUAUAUCUUGGCCUCAUUCCCAUAAUACAGAUUGGGGGGAUAUGGUCUACUUUACUGGGUUAUUGUACGGAUUAAAGACUAUGUUACAUGCUUUGAAUGUUCAAGGGCUGUACAAAUGUUGAAUGGUGAUGGUUGACUCAGCUCCCCACUUCUAAGUCUGUCUCAUUUGAAGUCACCAUAGGUACUGUUGUUGGACAUCCCUUUUCUCCUUGAUCUACCAACUGAAAGAGAUGUUAAAGUUACUGUGCAGUUAUUUUCUGUUUGAUAAGGAGAGCAGGAAACCUUUCACAGACAGAUAAAAGAAAGCACUACUUCAAGCAGCACAUAGCUAAGCUAUGGAGGCAGUGAUGGCUGCCAUCUUGGAUGUCUUUAAAAGAGGUUCAGGCAAAUUCAGUGGCUACCAGUGGCUACUAACUGUGAUGGCUGUGUUGUGCCUCCACGGUUGGCAGCAGUUUGCUUCUGAAUACCAGUUGCUAGAAACUGCAGGAGAGGAGAGUUCUCAGGUCCUCCUUGUGCAUUUCCCAUAGGCACCUGCUUGGCUACUGCAAGAACAGGAUGCUUAGACAAGAUGAGCCAUUGGCCUGAUCCAGCAGACUUUCCCUAGGUUAAUAAAUUUGCAGUGCUGCAAAUUGUACAUAUACACUGUGUGAAGAGCUCCAUGAUUAGGUAUCAGAUAAUGGCCUCUUAAGGACAGGGGUGUUUUUUCUGUCUGAUCUAUAACAUUUUCUGGACUGUUCUGUCUCUAGAAUUGGUGCUCUUCAUCCUUGGGAUCCUUAGACGCUGUGGAACUGCAACUUUAAUAAUUCCUGAGAGUUAGGGCUAAGUGACAGCAGAUGAUGUGAUCUGUAGUCCAGUUGAAGAAAACGUCAAUGUUUCGCUUGGCAGUUUUAAAAUGCCCAUCUAGUUCUUAUUUGCAGAGGUUCACUUCACUGGGAAGAUUCUAAUUUCCUCCCAUGGAACAGUUUGACCCUGAUUUUUUAUUUUUUCACGUUUGGGGUGGGGUUAAGCAUCUCCUGCUUUUGGCAUAAAGUUCACACCAUUCAAACUUCACCGCAGAACCCCUACAUCAAACUUGUUAGUAUUCUGGAAAGCUGUUGAAUAUAUGGGAGCAGGAGAGGUUAGAAGGCACUUUUAGUCUUUGUAAAACAUUGGGGGUACAUAAUGUCUUUAACUGUGAGCCAUGGCAAAAUGGCUUCUGAUAUUUGCCCUUUUGAGUCGUAGCAGUAGGUAGCUUUGAUCUCAUUUUAUGAUCAAACAGAUUUAUUUAAGAUAAUUUCAUCCUGCUUUUUGACAUUAUCCCCAAAGCAGUUUCAUGCGUUUAAACCAACAUCAAACAGCCAAUAAAACAGUAAAAAAAAAUCGAAGAGGAGCACCAGCGGUUUGACACAAGUUCAUAAAUUCACCAGAUCCACAAAUCCCUUCUGAAGCAAAUUCCAGCUAUCCUAAACAGGAAAGACCAAGGGGAGAAAGUUUCAUAAUCUCAUUGGUGCCACUGGGAAGGGCUUGUUCCAUAUUGCAAACUUUGGUGCCUCUGAUAGAAGGGAGAUCACUGAGCAGUGGUUCUAUCGGUGUCUUUUAAGUGUGCAAAUAAGUUUAUAUUGGAAUGCUCACAAAGCAUGUGUCCUGCCAAUAUGAUUGUACCCAUUACUGCUGAAAAAGGGGGAGUGUAGUCAGACUUCUUAAAGCCAUUUGACAUGCUAAUGUCGUUUACAAGCUUGAUCUUGGAUGACUUGGUCAGCCCUGAUGCAAGUGUUGCACUUUCAUGUGCAUGACUAACUUGAUCUAAUAUUGUGACUGUUUAGUUUUGCAAUGUGUGCUGAGUACUUUUAUGUGUAACUUUUCCAGAUAGUCCAGCAGCCUUCAGGAAGUAUCUUGAAAAAAGUGGUCACACUCGAACAGGCUUCACUCCAUGCUGUGAACAAAUCAGGUGAAAAAAUGCCAUUAAACACUUUGAUCCAGUCUAGCCAGCUUCCUGCAGGUACAGUUAAGUUAUCUGGCUGAUUUCAGACCUCAUACACAAACCAUAGCUUGCAUAGCUUUCUGUGAACUGCCUUGAGACCUCCGGGUAUAGGGCGGUAUAUAGAUUCAAUAAAUAAAAUAAAAUAAAAAUUGAUUUGAACCAGAAAGUGCACCAUGCUGUUUCCACUUUACAAAAUGUAUCUCUGUGCUUGGUGGGGUGUCCUGCAUUUCAGUGGUACAGCUCAAUGUUUUGUCUGAUGUCAAUAAGCAGGGAAUUCCAAAGUGUCCAAAGAUUGUUUUCUUACAGCUGUGGAACUAGUAUUAUGUGGCACAUGUAAUAGUGCCGGUUCCACAUAUCAAAGUGGUUGAGUGGGCACAUUUGGGUUAAGGUGAUCACGCAACUGAAUUGCUCCCUAGCCAUUAAGUGGCUUUAUAUACUUGGCCAGGUAAGAAAAUGACAACCACUGCGGAUCUCUGAGCAGAGGUGUUGCAUGCUGACAGAUUCUCAUUCCUGGCAGCAAGUGAACUGCAGCUGUAUGCACUAACAGCAGUUUCUGGGUUAAGCACAAAGGAAGCCCCACAUAGAAUUGCUUGGUUGCAGUAAUUCAACUCUGAAGUCACCAGGUUCAAAAAAAUGUUUAAAACGGGGAUAAGGUGAACUUGGGCAUCUCUCUUAGUGUUGCACACUGUAGUUAAUUGCAACAUGUUACUCAGCUGGUAAGAAACCGGCACUUGUUGCCAAUUUUCCAGGCUAAAAGUUGUAAACAGCUUGGGCCAAAAAUGCAUUAAGAGUUUGUCUGAUUCUAUGUUCCAUCUGGAUCACUGAGAUCCUCUGAUGAGGAACUUCUAGUGGUUCCACUUACCUCUGAUAUUUGAUGGCCUUUACUAUGAGCCAGACCUUGGGUGUGGCAGUUUCAGACCUGUAGAACUCACGUCCAGUAGAGAUUCAGCAGGAACCAUUUCUCGCUUUUUUCCCAAUGUCUUUUGAAAACUAUGUUGUUCAGACAGGCCUUUUUAAUAUGAAUUAUCUCUUUUUAACCUUUCAGUAUUUGUUGGUGGUUUUUAAUGUUUUUAUGAAUGUGUGGAUUGUAUUCCUAAAUGUUGUAUACCAAUUUGAUGUUUUUAUGAAAGUCUGAACUAUGAAUAUGUAAAUAAUAGGUGCCAUGAUACAUGGGAAAACAAAUUCCAGCAUUUGUUUAUGAUAGCUGAGCUUUGGCUAUCAUGAUGGUUUUAUGAUGAUAGGAAUGAACCCGGAUGAGCCUCGGGCUGCUGAAGUUCCCCUCCUCUCAACAAGGAGUUCAAAGCUCUACUUUCCAUUACAAACCAUCUAUAAGAUUAACCAUUUUAGGGUUAAGAUGUAACACUGCACUGUGAAUAAGCAAAAGCUUCUGUUCUGUCUUCUUGGCCACACUAGAAGGUGGCCAGGAGUUUUGAGGAGGAGCAGUUUGCCCAGGCUUGUACCAUUUACCCUAAGCUUUCUCAUGAUAUCCUGAAUACCAGAAGUGCAUUUUCCCAGUGAUAGAUGCUACCUCUUGAAUAUUGGCACAGUACUAUCCAUUGACCCAUCCACAACCUUUAAGAAAGAUGGCUGGACCUUGCACAGCAAAUGUAUUAACUGUGCUAAAAGCAGUUGUCUUGAAAAUCACUUGGAAAGUUCUCUUAAUUACAAGAGGGAGCAGCCUUUGUUAAAGGCAACAGUUACAGAUACCUUUAAUGUUGGAAUAUUCUUGGCUGUAGCACAGUUGUCCAGGUGUCCAUGUCCUGAUAAAAUAACUUGAGCAGAUAAUGUGUAUGGGAACUGCUUUUUGACCUUGAAGCAAAUACGCAGCUUUCAUUUAAAAAAACAGAAAAGAAAAAUCCUGGACACAGUCUCUCCAGAUAUCUGUUCUUGGGUGCGCUGUGCGCUGAAUGUCAUUAAGGAUUUUGCUUUCUGCUACAGAUUGUUCAUCUUUUUUUUUAGGUUCCAUUGUGAAACAAAUUACCCUGCCAGGAAACAAAAUUCUGUCGCUUCAAGCAUCUCCUGUUCAGAGAAAUAAAAUAAGGGAGAAGGGAACAAAAUCCUUCAGGUAAAAAAUAAACAAAGUCGGAAGUUUGUGUACUAUGCAAAAGCCUGGCUGGGAGGCAGGGUGUGGGGGUGGAUGGGAAGCAAACAGCCACAGAGAAUCGAGUGAUGCCUAAAUAAAUAUUUAAGAUUUCUGAUGGGAGUUUUUGCUUCCUUGGUUCUGAUGUUUUAGUGCUAAUGAAAGGAAAAGCCUAAAAUUUGCCCUGCCAGCUGUUUCAGAUAUUUACAUUCCAGAGCUUGAUUGGGUUAUAUGCUCCUGAAGUCAAGGCUUUUAUUUAUCUAGCUGCUAAUCCUAGUUCUUUUAUUUUGAACUCCUUAUCCUGUCUUCUAACUGUCCAACUCAUUAAAUGAAUUUGCACAUUGCAAAAUAUCAGUAUUGCUACCUCACUGAAGGACAAUACAAUUUAAGUCUGUGGGAACUAAAUCUUCCCACAUUUUAAAGAGUUUUCUUUGGAUUUGAGAUUGCUUUAUCCUAAGUAAUAUGAAUAAAAUGCUUGAACAAAUUAUACAUUGUAAAGUAUAUGUGAGCAGAUUUUAAUUGCACACUUAAUAUUCAAAAAAGAAUAUUAAUGAAAUUAGAUAAUUCAGUCAAUUCUUGUUGGAACACUUAAAGAAAAAGUAAUUGUAAUAUAACAUUAUUCCAUAAAUUAUGAACAAAGAUUGUAUUUCACUGAUCCUGUUAAGCUGCUUUCUAAAGUAACUUGAUGAAAAUAAGUCAGCUUCAUUAAUAACUCUACAUACCAUAUUUUCUUAGUUAUUCUGUUGGGGUUUGAGGUAGUCAAAUAUACUAUAUUUGCCCACUCCUGAUAGAUUUAAGCUAAUUCUAAGUCAGCAAACUCUAUUCCUUUUAAAUAGCCCAGCAGCUUUUUUGUAGGGUUCAGAAGGGUAUCAUACCUGUUAGCUGAAUCUUCUUGUUGUUGUUGUUUAGACGCUUAGUCGUGUCCGACUCUUCGUGACCCCAUGGACCAGAGGAUGCCAGGCACUUCUGUCUUCCACUGCCUCCCGCAGUGGAAGCUGAAUCUUACCUAGGGUUUAAUACAGACUUGAGAUUUAUUAACAGAUUUCAAUUGAAAUCAGAUGUGUCUAGUUGUCUGUGAUUGUUGGAAAAGAAGCUGCAUUUGCUUUCAUCGCCCUGAAAAAUCAUUUGAAUGUGGCCAGUAACUGGAAGGAAAAUCCCUUUCAGAUUUCUGUUGCAUAGAAGGCUCAGAGGUUGACACAUUACUUUAGUCCACUCUUGGGGCAAAAAGUCACUCCAGAACAUCUUGGCCCCUUCCUUUAUUGGGCUCUAGCCUGUCCCCUUAAACUAGUGUUGUGCUACCUUUUGGUGUAAUAGCACAAGGAUUUAGUAGAAGUCUGUGCCAUGCAUAAAAUGUUUUGGGUUUGGGGAGGGAGGCAAGGAUGUCAGUGGCAUCUUGUGCUGAAGGGGAACCUUUGGCUGUUCAGAUGUUGUUGGAACUACAACUCCUUCCAUCCCUGACCAUUAGCCAUGCUGGCUGGGGCCGUAGGGCAUAAGUAUGGCAUUCAGCUAAGUUUUAGACACUUCAGUGUACAUAAGGUAGGCCCAGUAACCCUAAGACUGGCAAUAUCUGGUGGAGGGCCGUAGGUAUAAGAUGUGAGAGCAACUCUACUAAUUUAGUGCUAGUAUACUAUGGCAGGGACGCGGGUGGUGCUGUGGGUUAAACCACAGAGCCUAAGACUUGCCAAUCAGAAGGUUGGCGGUUUGAAUCCCCGCGGUGGGGUGAGCUCCCAUUACUUGGUCCCUGCUCCUGCCAACCUAGCAUUUCAAAAGCAUGUCAAAGUGCAAGUAGAUAGGUAUCACUCUGGCAGGAAGGUAAACGGCGUUUCCGUGCGCUGCUCUGGUUCACCAGAAGUGGCUUAGUCAUGCUGGCCACAUGACCCGGAAGCUGUAUGCUGGCUCCCUUGGCCAAUAAAGCGAGAUGAGCGCCGCAACCCCAGAGUCGGUCAUGACUGGACCUAAUGGUCAGGGGUCCCUUUACCUUUUAUACUAUGGCAAAAGACUGUAGCAAGGGAGCUUUUCCCCUCCAAAUGUGGAAGGUUAGGGUAGCUGCUUUAGCUGUAGUUCAGGAAGUUUCUGUUCUCACUACUGCUUCUAAGUUGUAGCAUAAGGUCUGACAUCCCAGCAGUUAGCAGCAUCAAAUGCUCUAUUGAACUUCUACCAUAUAAUUAAAACUGAAAGAUAACUGUGUUAAUUCAUGGCUGUUAAGGAAGAUUAUUUCACUAUCUGUGCCUGCAGAGUCUAGCUGGAAGUUACACUACCUACAAAAGACUAUGUACUUGGGGGUUGGGGGACUUAAUGCUUUCCCCAAACUCUGGUCUGUGGACCACAUAGAGCUUCAUUCAUAUGGUACAUGGGGUGUCUGUGGUUGAAUGUGGAAGGUGGUGCAUACAUCACAUUAAAUAUUCAUAUUCAUUUUAAUUGUAUUGCUAUUUCUUGGUUUCAUUUCUUACAUUGUGUUACAAUUUGAAUUCUACGGAAUUCAAAUUGUAACACAAUAACAUACAACAUAUGGGAAAUAAAAAUAUGAUCAAAAUCAUGCAGCACCUAGCACAGCACAUUAAAAUCGCUACAACAUGCAGAAAAAAACAUUAAGUUGGUCCACCAAGACCUGUUGCAAUUUUCAAGUGGUCCAUGGUGAACAGCAUUUGGGAGCCAUUGUUUUUGUAGCAUCACACUUCGGUAAAAAGAAUGGUAAUCUGAAAUCCUUCAUCCUAAAGCUGGAACAAUCAUACUUUUGUCCAGAUGUCUUAAUUUAGCUUUUUACCUGUGUGAGAGCUUUCUUAAAUAUAAAGAAAGACAAUGAACACAGAUGAGUAUGUAGCUGCUGCUACCAACCUAAUCCUAGAUUAAAUUUUAAAUUGCUCCAUGCAGAUUUUGAUUAGCAGCCUCUGGCUGGCAUCUUACAGGCUUUAGCUCAAGCCUGUCCUUAUUUUUAGAACAAUUGUGUAAUUAAAAUAGUGAAAAGUGCAGGGCCAAUAUUUGAACAGCAGAGGGUGCUAAAGACUUGUUUGUCAAGAUUUUGUGUGUGUUUCUUCAUGGAAAAGUUUACUAAAUGAGAUACUAAAUGAGAAAACCAGGAGGGACUUGCUUCAAUUGGAAACUUUGAUUAGAUCAGUGUACUCCACACUUAAAGACAUAGUUAUGAGCCAAACUAAUAAAAUGCUUAAGCAGAGAAGCAACUUCUGUAAUUGAUAAAAUAAAUGUCCCAGUAUUAAUGGUUCCUGUGGAUAAUCCAUAACUACCACAGGAAGAAAUAUUAUUGAUGUUGGCAGACACUCUGAUCCUGGGGAUUCGGUCCCAUGCAUACCUGCUUGCUAGGUCCUAAUGAAAAGAUCAAUUCAUGCCACCCCCUAAUCUUGAGCAUGUUACUCAGCUGACCCUCAAGUGCAUUUUUAAUACCAUGUUCACUAAAAUAUGAACAAAUGGGUUCAAGACCAAUCCCAACAAAAUCCCACUUCUUUUCUUUCAAUACUUGUAACUCUUUUUUUGCUUGCUGAAAUGAGUAUUUUUCCUUGUGGUAUCAUAUCAAAUACUCUACUGGAAUGAACUAGAAUGGCCCCAGCUUGCUUAUCAACUUCUCUUAAAUAUUAGGUUAAUUGGACAAUUGAACUCAUGUUGCAAUAUACCCUUGUUACUCAUUUUGUUGUUGUAGUAAAGUUCCUUCAACCAUUACACAGACAAGUUCAAGUCCUUGUUUCUCCUUAAUUUCUCUGAUAACCUUAAUUUUUAAACGAAAAGAUCGAAUACUUUUCUGACUUGACUGUGCUUAUUUUUCUAUGUGAUCUUGCUCUUGGCAAGCUUAAAGUAUUAGGCCUACCUUGAAGGAGCCGGUUCUGUGUCCACUGCUCUCUUUAUAAAAAAGCUCGCCCUGGAUUCCCUAGUCUGUGGUAGUCAUUGGCUGGUUGUGGCAGAGCAGCUGCAGGCAUUAUUGGAUACAACCGAUAGUCUGGACCCAUUUUAGUCUGGUUCCAGACCUGAUGUUGGGAUGAAAUCAACCUUGGUCUCCCUGAAGGGAGUGCAACAAGCAGAGUGCAACCUUUGUGCUUUUGCUUGAUUUCUCUGUGGCUUUUGAUACCAUCAACCAUGGACCUGGACUGGCUGUGUGACAUAGGUGCUGCCAGUUCAUGCUACCUGCAGCAUCAGUUCCAAAGAGUGGUAUGGGGGGAUGUUCAUCAGGCCCUUGACAUUUGUUAUGAGGUGCUGCAGGGAACUCGCUUGUUCCCCAGUGCUAUUUAACAUCUAUAUGAACCCAUUGGAAGCAGUCAUCGGGGGAUAUGGAGCCAUGUGUUAUCAGUAUGCUGGUGGCACACAGCUCUGUUUCUCCACAGUAUCUAAUCAAGAGCGGCUGUGUGUGGCUGUACUUGUGGGCUGUAUGGUGGGCCCCCAACAAACUGAGAUUAAGCCCUAACAAGAGAGAGUGGUUCUGUGGGCAAGUGGUUCUCGUGUCCAGGCAAUCAGUCAGUUACCUGUUCUAAAUGGGGUUAAACUUCAGUGCUUCAAAUUGCCACUUUCCCAACAGUUUUUCCUCUGCAGAAUUUUGAAUUCUUUACAAGGACGUUCCCACUUGCUUCUCUGAUCCUAAUCUCCCUACCCACAAAGUCUCUUCAGUUGUUGUUGUUUUUAAUGUCUCACUCAACCCUCAUACUUCUAAUCAUGGUCAGUGAUGACUUUCUCAGGAGCCUUCACUUUCCCGCUUAUGUCAUUUGUAGAAAACGAUGCCAAAGUUGCCAAGUUUACCUAAACCUUGAACUUGCAGUGCUAAAUUCUAGCUAGCGCAGAUCAAAGAAAUAAAGAAGCCUAGUUAGUGACAGGACCUACAGUCAUGUUGGUAAGCACAGUACUUAAUAGAACAGUUUGCCUUUAUAACCCAAUACAAAAUAUAAUAGAAAUUUUUGCUUGUAGAGAUGAAGAUGACAUCAACGAUGUGACUUCUAUGGCUGGGGUCAACUUGAGUGAAGAGAGUGCAUGCAUAUUCGGUCCGAAAUCUCAAGCAAUCGGCGCAAUUAUCCGGUCUUGUCCAGAAGAACUCUUCCUUUCUUCAGAUGCACUACAGAAGAAGAUCCUAGAAAUGGGUGAGAGAAUUGGGGGCGGGGGGCGGAUACUUCAGAAUUCAAAACAGGCUACAUAAGUCUUAACUUUGACACCACAUAUUUCCUGAAUGUACUGGUGUUGCUCUGUACUGAGUUACAGAAUUUGUAUUUAAGCAGCCAAAUUUUUAAAUAGCAAAUUAGCUUGGAUCGCAGCAGCACUGAAAGUGAGAUUAUGAAGCAAUAUUUAUCUUAUAAAUGGGAAACUAGAGAUUUUGGCCAGUGCUUUGCAGUCUUUACUACUCAGUGCUAAUGUAUAGUUAACACACAUCUGUUUGGUUAACACAUGCAGUCAAAGACUUCAACCCCUGCCCAAGAAAUCUUGAAGCAAGAAACAUGGGAAUUGGGUGGAUGACCUGUUCUUGCAAGGGCUUCAUUCACCCUGCAGGAACAGGUUUGCUGCCUGGGAGUACCUAUAGAUUCCAGCCUGUCACUGCAUCCCCAAGUGCAGUCUGUGUGGCUAGGAGUGUUUAUGCUCGUCUUUGGUUUGUUCACCAGCUGUGGCUGUUUAUGGACUGGGAUAGCCUGGCUACAACUGUCCAUGCUCUGUUGACCUCCCAUCUUGACUACAGCAAUGUGCUUUGUGUGGGACUGCCCUUGAAGACUGCCUGGAAGUUGCCACUGGUGCAGAAUGCAGCUGCUAGUUUAGUGAGGCAACACAAUGUGACUGCCAUCAGUCCUGAAAGCACUGUGCAGGUUGCCAAUGACCUACUGGACUCUGUUUAGUGUGUUAAUACCAGCAUACACAGCCCUAUGUGGCUCGGGCCGCAAGCCAUCUUGGACCUAUAAUCAACAGGGGAGACCUGAUUUGUUGGUGGCACCCAGUUGAUAUUUAUUGCUGACGGGGCUUUCUAGGUGGUGGUUUCCAAUUUGUGAAAUCCCUUUACUGAUGAGAUUUUUUUUACUGAUGUUUGAGGGUUUUGUUCUAUUUCUGAGCAGGCCAGCAAUACAUCUUUGAAGCAGUAGAUCAGAGAGAUGUUCCAUGAGCCAUUGUGCUGGUGCAUAGGCUUCUGGGGCCAUUUGACCAAGCAGCUAUGAGAAGGAUAGUGCCCAACUCAUCAGCCAGACAGCAAAGAGGUCCAACAGCAGUGCUUAAGGCAAAUCCCACUAUUGGUACAAUUAAAUAGGAGGGGGUGUUCUAGGGUUGUCUUCCCCUUAAACAUCUUUUUGGGUGUGUGCACCUUUCACCUAUGGUUGGGGUGGGGGUAGAAGGUGCAGGUGUGUCUUGGCCACAGGUUGCUCCUGGAAAGGGGUUAUGUCAUGUGAAAGUCUGUUCCAAAACCACCUUGACUUUGAUCCCCAGCUUUUCUCCCCUGUCCCAAAAUGGCCUCAGCCAGAGGAAGGAGAAUGGCAGAAGCAUAUGGCCACAAACUGAAGUUAGGUGGCUAGGUCCUACAAAGCCUAAAUCAUCUAGCUGGAAGUGUUUCAGAUAUAGAGCACAGACGCUGUAUAGUAACGGGGACUCUGCAUGCAAAACCCAAAGAGUUAAACAUUAGAAGUGUGAAUUUAAUACCGUACAAGUAGCAUUUUUCAUUGUCCUUCAUGGAUGAAACUGUGGGCACACACCUUGGUUUAAAAUUUAUCAUGGCCACCAGGGGCCAAACAGAAUUGCUUUGGAGGCUGCAUUUGGCCCAAGGGUUGCAAAUCUGCCAUCUCUGCUCUAAACAAAUACUAGUUUUCUUUGUUUUCCCAAAUCUCAACAUCUUAAUUUCAGCAAAUGUUUGCAAGCUACCAACAGUGAAGCUGGUUUGCAUAAGUGUAAAAUGCAGCCUAAACUAAAUGUUGGAAUAUGCUUUCUGCCCAUAAACAACUUAAUGUAAAAGGUGACCAUUUUAAUAUUAAAACAGUAGCUUGUCUUAGUCUCUGCUGAGGUUCAUGAUAGCAGCCAGCAACCCCUUGCACACCUAUUUGGAGGGUACAUUUUAUUCUUGGCAUGAAAUAGUAUGCCUUUUCUACAUUAGUAUACUUGUUGUUUUAAGUUCUCAAAUCUCUGAAGGGGAGAGAGUGCAGGUUCAGGAAAAUGCCUUUGGGUCUGCAUUUAGUAGUAAAUUUGCUUCCAUGGCACUGAAUUGCCUGGGCAGCUGCUACACCUUACGAAGCCUGUGCUGAAAGCAGGAUCUGUUGUCAACCAGAGGAAGCCUUCAUUAGUUACAUGCGCUACUGCAGAGCACUGCAGAGAAGAUGCUUAGCCUUAGUGUAGGGUUCAAGCAGCUUUCCUUAAAGCAGUCUGCCUCUGUGCCAUUGCUCUGAAAAUAUUAGGGGGAGUGAAGGGAUGUAGAACGAGAGAGAAGCAGAGCUCACCCAGGCAAGCUGCAGUUAUGGGUGAAGAGGAAAGGGGGCCGCUUUAAGGCCCUGUUGGACUUAGCUGUUUUCCAAGCUGUUGCCUUGAGACACUGGGUCAAGCUGCCAUAUGCUGUUGGCUGGACUGGAGUAUGAAAAAGGCCCAGUAUGUUGCGAAAAGCUUCUCAGUUCAUUAACAUGUCAAGAUUUAACAAGCACUGUGUCAAAACAGGGCAAAACGUAACUGUGCGUGUGGUUUUGUGUUUUUUUUAAUUACUGAAAUUAACCGAAUAUGGCACUAAUUUCCACAGCUACUACUCCUUCCCUUCUCCCAACCACAAGGCUUGAUUUCUGUAUUCUUAUUAACUUUGUCCUAUAAAUGACCUUGCAAGGAAAGUGAUUCUAGGGGCUAAGUGAAACAAUGUCUAUUUUCUGAAGCUGUAGGCUAGGUUUUAUUAAUGUAAUGUCUAAGAUCUUUGAAGUUGUGGCUUUACCAGGAAAAUCACAAUCUCCCAAACCUUUAUUCAUAAUGGGUAUGACUUCCAGGGGGAACAGAAUGCCUGCUGUGCUAAUUAUUUCAAUUAUCAGCUAGUACUAAAACACGUAAUGGAUUUUCUCUGCCUCCACAGGUAAAAGCCAUGACAUUACGGAAGUUAAUUCAGAUGUUCUGAACUUGAUCUCCCAUGCUACACAAGAGAGAUUAAGAGGGCUUCUGGAGAAACUAACUGUAAUUGCUCAGCAUCGUACGAUGACCUGUAAGGUAAAGGAAAUAAUCAUUAAGCUUCUUGGUCUCCUAACAGUCUUGUUCCAGUCAGUGGGUUUUAAAAAAAUUAAAAUUAAAAAAGUAAUUGUAUUGGCAUCCUAUAUCUAAAAUCUGCCUUAAAGUAUGCUUCCUCAUGGAUGCAGGAGGUUCUUGGCUAUUAGGUUGUAAGAAUAAAAUGCAGUCAUGGAAAUGGCAAUAACCAAAAGGAAGCUACCACAUACCAAUUCCACCUACUGGUUCAUUUAGUCCAGUAUAUGUUUGCUUUAACUGGUAGCAGUUCCAGGCUUCUCUCUUAACUAGAGUUUCCAGAGAUUCCUCCUGGGACUGUCUACAAUCCCAAGCAUGCAUGCCUGUCACUGAGGUACAGCAUACUUCCAAUUAUAUGCCUUCCCUGCCUUUAAGUGUCUUCAGUCAUCAGUUUAGUUCAGUACUGGGCCUGUUUUCUGAGCUUGGAAGCUUGAAACUGGACAUAGGCAAAAAUGGUUGUUGUUGUUGUUUUUCUUUUGUGGAGGGGAGGGUUGGAGGGAAUGGCUGGUUUUAAUAGCUAGUAUAGAUGAGCUAACUGAAAAUCUGGAAACGCUUUGGAGGAAAGUAGCUCUUAAUGGAAUUUAAAUUUAAUAAAUAAUAAAAUAAGCAGAUGCAAUCUUGGUAAGCAAAUGUGCAUUGAAUUUAUUUUAAACUUGUCUGUUAUGUUAAUGCAAGCUGACUUGCUUUUAACAACUAGGGUGGGGGCCAGUGGUCCAUGUUGUAUUUUAAAACAACCAUAAAUUCUCUCUCUCUCUCCCCCCCCCCCUGCUUUUUAGGGGAAUGACAAGUACACAAUAACUAGUGAUACAAGGGCCCAGCUUCGGUUUCUUGAGCAGUUGGACCAGAUCGAGAAGCAGAGGAAGGAUGAAGAAGAGAGAGAGGUGUUGCUCCGGGCAGCCAAGGUGAGAGGAUUGUUAUUUGCAGAAGACUUACGGCAGCUAAAUAUUCCUAGACCUAGCUGCUGCCUGUAUGCUGCAGCUGAAAGAACUAUACAAGCACAUCCAUGUAGAAGAUAGGUAUUUUACAGUAAUUGGGUACCUUGAGAAGUUGGACCUCAGAGAAGGGAUUCAGGGGGGCUCUCAUGGACUCUGUGGAUCCCAAGGUUUACCGAAAAGGUUAGAACUCUGGCAAAGUUUUUCCGCAACAGCGGAGUACAACUCUCCAUCUUUCCAAUAUUUUCUAUAAUAAUAUUUUUUAUGGUAUGGUAUGGUAUUUAUGCCUCGCCUAUCUGGCUGGCAUUGUGUGAUGCACAAUGUGUGAUGCCAGUGUUGUGUAGUGGUUAAGAGCGGUAGUCUCGUAAUCUGGGGAACCGGGUUUGCGUCUCCGCUCCUCCACAUGCAGCUGCUGGGUGACCUUGCGCCAGCCACACUUCUUUGAAGUCUCUCAGCCCCACUCACCUCACAGAGUGUUUGUUGUGGGGGAGGAAGGGAAAGGAGAAUGUUAGCCGCUUUGAGACUCCUUAAAGGGAGUGAAAGGCGGGAUAUCAAAUCCAAACUCUUCUUGUUCUUCUGGGUUUCCCCAGCCACUCUGGGUGGCUCCCAACAGAAUAUUAAAAACAUGAUCAAACUUCAAACAUUUAAAAAUUCCCUAAACAGGGCUGCUGAGUCCAAACAUGUUGUAAUCUAUGGACACUUCUUGCAUUUGUGUGUGUUUGUGUGGUGCCAGUGCGCCCCCUUGACACUUGAAAUGCGUAGGAAAGAUAUCCCAUAGAAAAAAAUAAGAUUGAUGUUAAAAGCAAAUAGGAAAACGUCAUACACUUUGGUUAUAUUACUAUUUAUCACUAUUUCAAAGUUGUUGAUAAUAAGCCUAUGUCUGGGCUGUAUGACUCUAGACCAUUUACUGAAUGCUGCUCUUGUUAAAAACAGAAAUAAGACAAAGCCAAACACUCAAAAAUUAGAACUAGACGGUGGGGAGUUUAUAGCCUAUCCUAUUAUUAUUUUUUGUUGCUUCAUGUUGAAGACAAAAAUGGAUGAGCAGCAGCUAGAGAACACUUCUGCUUCCAGUUCUUAAACCACUUCAGUCAUCUCCCACCAGAUUUCUCAGUUUUUGGCAGCUGGUACCUCUUGCCAGAGACCUCCAUAUUGCAUGUUCAUGGGUCUGUGCAGAAUGCAGUAGCCAAGCAUAGAAGUGCAGGAAGUUAUCUCUUUAUAUAGCGUUCAGUGUGUCUAACUUGGAUCUGAUGAAGAUGUAACUCUAGCCCCCUGCAAACUACUGGGCAGGGGACUGUAUCUUGGGACAGGUGGAUUCUGGCUAUGGUUUGCAAGGUAACCCAGCAUUAACCUUUGCAAAGGUUGUUGGCAACCUUCCUGGAACCACAGCCACGGGUCAAUGGUGCAACAAAUAGGAAUUUUACCUUUGUACAGUAGGGCAGUUCACACACACACGCGCACACACACACACACACACACACACACACACACCCCUUUCCCUAUCCUCCGACGAAGCAAGCAGAGUUCAAGGACAGAUUCCAGCCAGGCAAAAACUGUCAAGAAGAAGGUAUAAAGUAGGGCUGGUGAGCAGCAUGGCCUGGGGAAAUGGGUGUUUCCUGGGCAGAGUUUUGAGGGCCAGAUACAGGACUGGAGAGGCCACCUUUGCCCCCCCCCCAGGCCUGAGGUUCCCCAUACAUACCUUAGAAUUAACUUAAAGGGUACAUUCCUAUUAUCCCACAUUAGAUUGCAGGGGCUGACUGAGCUUUGUGUGGCCUUCAGCAAGUUGCUUAUGCACUGAGCUAGGAGCUUCAAGGUUACACCAAUUUGCUAAUGGACCUAGAAGUCUUUCCUUCCCCUACUGGAUGAUCCACUGGUAGCUGCCUGGGACCUAUUAAAUGUAACCUAUUAUAACUCUUGCAAAUGACCUAUUUUAAAAUGGCCCAAUAUAGGAACUGAAAAAAUAGGCUCCUUAAGGAGGUCUUCUGCAUGCCCAUCAAAUAUGGUGCUGGAUCUUUUUAUCUCCCUCCUUGCUGCUUUUCUCAUUUUCCCAAGUGUCUGUUGCUGACAUGAACAUCAUCACGCCUAGGCUGGACCUGACUGACAAUGUUAGCAUCAUUUUUAGUUCAAGCUUCCUCUGGGCUAGAAUGGAGGCAGCAGUCCCUGAUGAAGAGAGGGGUUUUGUGCGUGUGUGUGUGUGUGUGUGUGUGUGUGUGUGUGAAAAAGAGAGAGCCAAUCUGGCUUGAGGCAUUCAUUCCCUGCAGCUAAGAUUUCCAAUCAGAAGAGAAAAUUGUAACUUAUUAAAUAUUUAAAGAUAAUGUUGUGUUUGGGUGCUAGUAAUUUCUAUUAAACGUCUUUCUUUUUCUUCCUCUCCCUCCCCCCCUUCUUUUUCUUUCCUUUCCUUUUUGAUAGAGCCGUACCAAUAAAGAAGAUCCGGAGCAGCUGCGAUUAAAGCAGAAAGCAAAAGAGGUAUGACUUUUUCAAGUCCCCACGCUUUGCCUUUGUAUUCUGAGGGAAGGUUGGCAGCCCUCCUCUCCUGGCAAUUAGGUCAGGGUUUAUUUUGCUGUUGCAUACCAUUUGCAGAAGCCUUGGGGAAGGACAGGAACUGCUACAGGCAAGGGCAGCACUUCAAAUGAGGUCAAUGAAUUAUGAGCUCUUAACAUUUUAUUUUCAUAGUUUACAAAGAACUAUUUCUAGACAGGCCUAAAGUAUAUAGCAGUGUGUUUGGUAGGAAUAUAAUGUGGGAUUAGGGGGGGAAAAGACACUUUGAGAUUUAGCAUCUGGGACCGUACAAUAGGCUACAUUUUUCCAGGGUAAUUGUUCGUUUUGUAAAUCUGAUACUGCUUAUAAUUCUUUGGCUGGGAGGCGGUACUGGGAUUUAGUUUUAAAUGGAAAACGCCUCUGGCUUUUAAUUUUCUGGGCCCAGCAGUUUUCUGUUCUGGAAUGGAGCCCUUGUUUCACGCAGUUCAUGUUUAGCUGCAGGGGUUUUAGUUUAUAGCUUAGACUGGUUAAGCUUUUACUCCCAGAGGCCUCUGCAUAGCAACUGCAGAAAUCAACAAAUAAGUUCAUUUAUGUCUGCUGCAGCCUCCUCUCAGUAGCUGACUUUUUACAUUUCCCAAUAUCCAUUUCCUGACUUUUCUAGCCGGAGAGAAAAAAGCUCCACUAAUUGGAGCUUAUUUUAAUUGAGCCUUAAUAUUGGAUCUCACUGGAGUUGCCCCCAGAGCUACUGGGAACAGAAUUAAAUGAAAAUACCUAAGGUUGAAGACUGUGUGAGUCAGAUUUUUUUUUUUUUACUUGACCUACAGAUUCUUUUCCCCGCUGAAUAAAUCAAGCCUGUUCACAUUUCUGAUUAAGGAUCUGACAGCAGACAAUAAUAAAGACAAUUGAGGUGUGAGAUGUGUGAUACAGAGCUGAAGAAAUUGGUUUCUAUAGUUACUUGACUGAUUCCAUGCCAUUUUUAAGGAUCUCUGUGGUAAAUGAGUGGUUUUGUUUUUUUCUGAGCAAUCUUUUUCUUAACUGUGCCUCUUGAACUAUCAAAUUUGUUGUUGCUUAACAUUGCUAUGGUUGGCUUCUAAGUGCCAAUAGCAGCAGCAGCAGCAGGUUAUUUAUGAAUGCUUUAAAGGGCCCUCGUUGUUUGGAUUAAUGUAGGAGGAGAGGCAGUACAAAUGGCAAUCCCGUGAAAUGGUCUCGGCAUCUAUGCACCAGACUUCAAGCAAAGUAAAGGAAUGCCCACAGAAUCCAAGGAGAGCAUAAGUGAGGGAAUUUGGACCCUCUGCAUCAGAAGGUUUCCUUAGGCGCGUUGAGAGGGAUUGACGUUAUACAUCAAAAUAUGCAUAUUACUUACAACUUACCACUGUUACUUGCCUAAUGCUACUUCGUCUCUGCCCCUCUAAGUUGCUAUCAAGACAGCAGUUCCCUAUAAGAUACUCUUAAUGGAUAUUUACCUUUAGUUGUGCAUUUUACUACCCUAAACCUUGUGGGGAGGAGUGACUUGAGAAUGGUGCAUCGCCCAGUUAUGGAAACAUUUUGACUUCCUUAUACAUAACUCCAUUAGUGUUCAGUAGUGCUUUAGAGUGCAAAAGGUGAGCUGCCUGCCCCAAAGAGCUUACAAUGCAAAAUUCAGCACCGGGGGAGGGAAUUGGAAUAAUAAUUAAAGUAAUAUGCCAUUUCAGUUACGUAUACUCAUGCCCACACCAGAAGCACAUUCAACCGGAGGAGUCACUCUGGUUCUUUUCAGGGUUCUAUCUAUCAAUAUUGCAUAUGCACAACUCCAUGGAUAACAGUGCUUUGGUACUGUCAUGCUGCCUUGCCAUCAUUUCCCCAGGUAGAAACAGAACUUGAUAGGUAACUUUCAAAGUUGAUUUUGGGAUGGGAAUAACUAAAAGGGAUUGCUUUUCAAGUUGAAACCAUUCCUGAUGAUUACAAGUUUGACCUGUUGGUCAAAACAGCUCAUCUUCGACCUUCUGGUAUUUGUUCUCCUUUCCAAUAUCACCCUUCCUCUGGCUUUAUGGUAAGCUUAGAUAUUGCUUUCACUCUCAACUCUUACCUGUAGCCAGAGCAGAAGAUGUGGUGGUUUCAACGAUCCUCACAUUGAGUAAGUAAAAUGUGGUUUAAGAUAAUGCCAGACAAAAUUUCAAGAUGCUGCAAGUUGUUCUAAGUCAUAAUCAUUCCUCAUGGAGGCCACUGAACAAGAGGCAAGGUGUUAACCUAAUAUCAACAAAUUCCUAUACCCCACAAAUAACCCAGAGAUGCUUUUUAAAUAAAAUCACACAUUCUACUCAUGUAAAAACAGGCUGAUUCCCAGACCAUCCACAGGCUGGAUUUAGAAGGUGAUUAGGCCGGAUCCAGCCCCCAGGCCUUAGUUUGCCUACCGAUGAUAUAGUGUUUAAGUGUUGCUGGACCACUUGGGAAAAGUGGCCACAAUAUGUAAGGGGAAAGUUGCUUGGAAAUUUCAGCACUUGCAUCUGCCUUCAUAAGAUGAAACUUUUCAAAUGAGGGGAUUAGUUAAAAGGAAGUUGAAGGGGUGGGUCAGGUGGGUCAGACCUCUUCAGGCAGCUUUGAAGUUUCUUUUACAUCACUGCAGUAGUACUACAGACUAGAAUGGUGAUGAACAAGUGCCAAGAGGAUUCAAGCAGGCAUAAAUGCCAAGGUCAAGGAAGCUAUAAAUGGGAAGAAGGGUUCCUUAAAAAAUAGAAGUCUUAUCCAAAUGAGGGGUGAAAUUCUCAUAAAUGAGCAUAAACUGAAGCAAGCAAAGAAGUAAUUUGAGAAGCUGAUGGCUGAAUACAUUCUUUUUUUUAAAUAAAUCAGGAACAGGAAAAGCUGCUAAGCCAGUGUUUCCCAAACUUGGGUCUCCAGCUGUUUUUGGAUUACAACUCCUAUCACCCCUACCUAGCAGGACCAUUGGUCAGGGAUGAUGGGAACUGUAGUCCAAAAACAGCUGGAGACCCAAGUUUGGGAAACACUGUGCUAGACAGUAAGUUGAACUUUUUGACAACAAAGGUCUAAAAGAGAGCAGGAAGAUUGCAGAGUCCAUACGUGAAUAUUGUAGGCUGUAAAAUGGUGUUUGGUUUUAUUGCAUUUUUCAUCUUGUGUAUUUGUUUGGUUUUUUUGUGUGUGGUGUUUUUUUUUUUUUUUAGAAUGGUUGAGCUAGAAGGGACUUUGGAGAUCUAGUCCAACCCCCUGCCUAAAAGCAGGACCUACAGCAUCCCUGAUGGAUGCCUGCCCACUUUUGCCUUAAGCACCUCCAGCAAAGGAGAGCCCACCAACUCCCAAGACAGUUUGUUCCACUGUUAGUGGGGCAGCUGUUGCUAUUAGGAAGUUUCUCCUAACGCUUAGCCAAAAUCACCUUCCCUGCAAUUUCCACCUAUUAUUUCUAGAACUGCUCUUCUGGAGCAUCAGAGAACAAGUCUGCUCAAUCUUCUGUGUGACAGGUCUUCAUAUAUUUCAGCCAUGUACAAUACGUCAAUUGCGAGACCUCGGUGGACCGCGAAGUUGUUUCUGGUCGAUCGCAGGGCCUUUCUCUGAGCAGCGCAUGUGGGGAGAUGGAGGGAGGCACGAGGGAGGUGGGGGGAGGUCUGUGUGAUGCUGCUGGAAGAGGGGAGGUGGGUUUAGCCUGGCUUUCUCGAUGGGGAAGGGGGCGGCUGCCAGAGCCGCAAGGAGGAGCUGCUUGGGAAGGCUCCCUUUGAUAGGGGCGGGGAGAGAAGCAGCGAAGGAGAAUCACGGAGCAAGGAAGGAAGCAACUCAGAAGGGAAAGAGUUAACAAAGAGAGAGAGAGAGAGAGAGAGAGAGAGAGAGAGAGAAGUGGCUCCUCAGAUCUGUGCAAACUAAUAUAAAAAUAUAGUUUGACUUUUCUCACUUGUUUAGUUACUUGUCCAUCUAGUAACUAUUUGGAUCUGUCAUAAUGAUAUCCAAACAUAGCUACUAUAUCUGUGAAAUAAAGAUCCAUUUAUUUAUUUAUUUAUUUAACUUAAAUGACUUUGGAGGGUGAUAGAUCACUGCCAGUUUUGAUACUUGUUGGUAGAUCGCAACCAACUUUAGGUUGGACGUGCCUGAUAUAUUUGAAGGCCACUAUCUUGUUUCUCCAUUGUACUCUCAUCAAGCUAAACAUACUCAGUUCUUUGAACAGUUCAUUAUGGACAUGGUUUCCUGCCUUUUGUCCUGGUUGCCUAUUGGACACACUACAGGUUUUUUCCAAAGGCCUCCUUAAAACGUGACACCCAGACUUAACACAGUUCUCAGUUUGGAGAAUAAAGUAGGUAUACAUUUUCCAAUAAAACCUUCCAUCAGUCCAUGAAAGCCGCAUAGUAGCCUUUGUUUCUAUAAACUCUCAACUGCAGUUGUUCUUUUUGUGGGCUCUUUGCUGUCCCACAUAAGAAUGCACCAAGUCAGAUUUGCACACCAUGUAAAACUGCACAGUUCAAAAUCGAGAUUGAAAGUUCAAGUAGAUGAGACAAGAGGGAAGUGCAUACAAGCCUGAAACUUUCCAUGUCUCAUUCAUGCCAUGAGAGAUUAGUUUCCCAUUGCAUCUGACCUGAACUAAUGUCACUCGUUUUACAUAUCAAAUGGCAUGACAGGUGGUAAUAGGUGCAACAGUCAUUGGAUAGUUUAGUUGCAUUUGCAUCUCCUGUUGGAAGGGCAACAUGGAGAGGAAUUCUGCUGGCUAAAUUUUGAGCCUAUGAGGGCAAAAGAUUUCAAACAAGCUUCCCUUGAAUGUAAAAUGGCACUUGAAGGCUGUUUGGGGCCUUCACUGCCCUCUGGAAUAUAUUAUUUCUGUACCUAUCAGGUGGAUAAUGCUUGCUCUGUACCACAGUGAAGUAGAUUAUGCUUUCUGUUUAUUAAAGCACAUUAAGUAUUCAGAAUGCCCUGGUGCAUGGGCAAAAUAAAACAAUAGUUCAAGUGACCAUCAACUGUCUAGCAUCUGGAGAGUUUAAGCGUACACCGUCAAAAGCAACAAGUCAAUGUACUUCUUCCUAAACUAAAAUACUUGCCCUUCCUACUUGUACUGAAAUGUGGUGGUGGGGUGUGUGUGUGUCUGCAAGUUUUAUGAAAGUGGAAAAAUCCAAUUUCUGUGAGAUGGUAAGGAAAUCUUUUCUUAAAACUGAACAGGAGAACAGAGCAGUUUCCCCUUCUUAAAAAUUGCUUCAUGUGAUUACAGCUAUGCUGCAAAUGCCAUUUCACCAUUGGGAAGGGCUUAAAAAAAUGUGCCUCCACUUUAUUUGUGCUUCAGGUCAGAUUAACUAAAAUGGUUAUUGUGUCACCUAGAAACUCCUGACUGCUUCAAGACCAGACUUUUAAAAAACCUAUAUAUUAUUAUUAAAAAGGCCAGCAGCAACAAAGACCAUUUUACAAUUUCUGCAACGUUUUCAUAGCAAUUUGAUCUUUACACAGGUUUUUUAAAAAAUCUUUGUACUUGUAGCAGAUGGAAAAAUCGAAGAAGGGAAAAUGGGUUUGAAAUGCUUUCUGGCUGGCUUCUGAUCUCAAGACUUGUCCCUUCUGAGCAAAUAUAUAGUAGUGUUGAGAAGUCUAUAGAGUACUAGUCUUGAGACUUGGUGGGACAUUGCUUCAUCUGGUUUAGGAAUAAGUAACAUAUCUAUCCUGUGGUUCUCCAGAUGUUUUGGAUUCCCAGCUCCCAUACUCCCUGGCAAUUGGCCAUGUUGGCCAGAGCUGAUGGCAGUUGCAACAACAUCGGGAGUGCAUGUAGCUAUCCCUGCUGUAAGCUGCUGUAGCUGAAUUCAUCCCUCGAGGGAUGAAUUUGGGGUGUAAAGGUAUAUGGGGGCUGGUUCACAUAGGACAAAUGUCUGUCUGCAACAUGCAGUAAACUUAUUUUUGUGAACUGGCCAUGGCAGAUUUAACAGGUUGGAACUUGAUACCUCCUGUGCAAUACUUCUCAGUAGAAGUGAUUCAUAUAUUUGGAUCUUGUCACAGUGCAGAGUUCUCAAGUAUCUUGCAUGUAUGCAUUUGUGAUCUGGUGCUAAGAGAUGUAUGCAGUGGCUACAGAGUACCAACCUGCAUUGCUCUAGCCAUCUCAGCCUAUUACAAAUAGCAGCCAGAAUGAGGUUUAGGUAAAUAUUCAUAAAUCAAAAUUGCUUCCUGCAAGACGGAGGAAACAUAAGCUAAAAUAGUAUUAUAGAUUCUUUCAGAAUAAAUUGUAUUUUUAAUAAAGGAAAUGGAGAAUGGGAUGCUUAAUGUUAAAGAGAUUAUUACAUACUUUCUUAAAUGGUAAAUGUUCCAAUGAAGUAUGGAUUUUUUAAAAAACAAAUGUAUACUGACCUAUAGAAUGAUGUCCCUAAAUAUGCUUCUUGUUGAAUCUUUUUAUUGCUAUACAAAUGGGAUAACAUGCAAACAAGAACACGCUCGGUUCAUGAAUUUCUAACUGUGGAAGACUGGCCAAGGCUAAGACUAACUGACUCAAGUUGAGCCGUGACUUUCAGGGUACUGCAGACCAACCUACUCAUAACUUCCUCUUUUCUUCCUAAAUUAGUUGCAGCAAUUAGAACUUGCACAAAUGCAGCAAAUGGAGGCUAACCAUGCAGCCCUGGCAGCCAUUGGGCCAAGAAAAAAGAGGCCACUGGAUUCAUCUGGACUGGAGGUACGUGCAGUAACCCUUCUUGGUUUAAUAUCUUCCAGCUGAACUGUGUUUCUGUUUUGUAUAUUGUUGGAAUUUCACGCGACUUGAUAUUUAUCAGUUUUAUCGGCAAUGAAGCAGCCUCUUGGCAUCCAGAGAAGUUCUGCAUGAUUAUGAGUUGUGUUUUGUAAAGGAAUGGUGUUUUACUACUCCUGUAGUAAAACGUAGCAUGAGGACAAGGCUGGCUAGUGUCUUUUCCAUUUGCUGUGGUUGUGCAAAUGUCAUGGGCAUCAUUUGGAUGGUGUCUAAGGUAAGCCUCAAGUCUUUUUGCACCUAUCUUGGAUGUCUCACAGCAUUUCAGAACUCUCAUCCUGAAUUACUGUAUUGUUUUGCUCUAUAAGACUCACUUUUUCCCUCCUAAAAAGUAAGGGGAAAUGUGUGUGCGUCUUAUGGAGCAAAUGCAGGCUGCACAGCUAUCCCGGAAGCCAGAACAGCAAGAGGGGUUGCUGCUUUCACUGCGUAGCGAUCCCUCUUGCUGUUCUGGCUUCUGAGAUUCAGAAUAUUUUUUUUCUCGUUUUCCUCCUCCAAAAACUAGGUGCGUCUUGUGGUCUGGUGCGUCUUAUAGAGCGAAAAAUAUGGUAGUUCCCCCCCUCUCUCUAAGUUCCCGCAUAAUGAAAGAAAAUCCAUUUACUCUUGUUAUCCCACUCACUUCUGCAUGAUGGUGAAUGGAAAGUUCCUGGGUUUCCAUCAGUUGAGAACUCUUCUUCUGUCUAACUAUUUUGGUUGCUGUUAAGUCUUGAUAUAAAACAAAUAUUUUAAAAAAGCAAGAAUGUUCAUCUGAAUACAUUUCACCCCCCCACACACAUUAUAAAACUAGCCAGCUAUUUCAAAGAAAUUUAAAAGUUAAAUUGAAAUACCUAUUUGCCUUUGCUAACAUGGCGUACUCCCGAUGAGGUUGGACUGGAGCACCCAUCGCCUGCGAAUGGAGGGCAGGCACGCGGGAUGUUUAAAACCAAUGGUUGUUCCCUAGCAAUGUUGCCCAGAAUUUUAAGGAUGUUCAGGGGACAAGUGAGCUCUGGUAUGAUACUUUGCUUCUCAGGGCAAGAAUGGUGGAAUAAAAUUUUGACUAGCCAACAAAAGUGAAUCAGUCCACCAACAGGGAUAUUAUCUUGCCUUUGAGCUUGGGUGUGUGCCUUGAAAUUUUAAUAAAUUAGUGGCUAUCUUCUUGCAGCCUGUAGAAUGAGCUUUUAUCUACCUUAAUUACUGCUAAAAGAUUUUAAAUCAUGAGCUUGGUAUUACAACUUUCCCAGGUCCCUCCCUUAACCAUUCGGCUUUCAUUAGGUAAAUCAUGGUGUUUACUAUUAAGUAGGUGAAGGCUACAGUAGAGCAAGGUAGUAAUUAUUCUUAGCUUUUACUUUUCUAUAAUUCUAGAGGAUAAUAUAAUGGCUGCCCCUUAGACAUAUUCUUGCUGUCACUGAUGCUGUUCCUACCUUAUGUAGGGUUACAGCACAAGUGUUUAAUAACACUAGAUGAAAAUGCCAGUGGCAAUAGGGUUAUACAUCAGAACAAUAGCAUCCAACAUCUUGUGCAACAUAAAGGGAAGCACUCAUUAAGGCAUGCUAUGCCUACACUUUGCAUCUUUAUAAGGGUGUCUAUAAAAUAUGCAGCAAGUCAGUUACUUCAUUUGGUUUCUAAGCACCUACAAGUGAUGCUCCAAACAUAGCAGAGGUGGGGGACCUGUAGAUGUUGAUGGACUCCAACUCCCACCAUCCUGGCCUUUGGUCACAUUGGAAAGGACCUAUGGGACCUGGAGUCCAACAACAUCCGGAGGCAUGCAGGACCCCUUUCCCUGCACUACAGAAAUUAAUCCAGGUUGGCCAGAGUGGACUUUCAACAGGGAGAGACAACCAACUGCAGCUCACCCGCAAGUGUAGCUGUGAAGUGGGAACACAAUGUUGCAUUAAGACUUAACAGUUUUAGGUGUAUGAAGAAUAUAUUUUGGUAUUCACCUACAGAAAAAGUAACAUGACCCAGGUUGAACAUUUGAGUGUGAUGGGGCCUGCUUUCUUGAAUAUAAUUUUGCCAAGUAAUUUGAGACGGGCCAUAUCUUUAAUAUCACUAAAUAUGGGAGUGGGAGAAUUUUGCCACUAAUAUUUGCCAGCCCAUGCUGCAGAGGCUUAGAUUUCUAACCAUGAGAGGAAGAGUGGCAUGUGUUGUAACAUUAUUUUACAGUACACAAAUCUCUGGGAGCUUUAAUCUUUUACAUAGAUGCUGGGACUUCCUGUGCAAAUUCCUUUUUAGUUUGUCGGAUAUUAGAGUGCUAAAGGGUCCAGCCACUAAGCAGUUUGUUCCAACCAGUGUUGAAGUGUCCUGGUUCUUUGCUGGGGUUUAGAAAUGGUGAGGUGUAUUGUAAAUGGAUCUGAAGAGUUAUGACUAUAAAGUAGUUUCUAAAUCAAAUAAUCUCUGAGAAAUCUUUUUUUUUUAAUAGAAGCAGAAUGCUUGCAGUAUACGCAUAACAAGGAAAGCAAAACAUCCUGAUGAGUAAACAGUGUUCUGUUCAGAGAUGAAAGGAUGGCCUUGAAAUGGAAGAAUAUGGCUUGGGGGCCUGUACACACUAGGAAUCACCAAAAGCAUAUUUUGAGAAAACAUGUCUAAUUUAAAUAUGUAGAACUAUAUCCAUCGAGUGCAAAGAUACUUAUUUUCUAAAGCUGUUAAAUGUCAAAGAGCUUAAGCAGUUUGACACACAUCUGACCGUUUCCAGUUAUUUAUCUUUCUAUAAGUGUUAAAUAAAACUAGUGGUAAUGCACCAGAAGCAUGCAUUUAAUUCAUAUAUAUAUACAGUUAUAUGGAUAGCUAAAGCAUCUUUUUUUUGGGGGGGGGAGUGAACUAGUUUAUGUUGCUCAUGCCCCUCCCAACGUGCCAAGUGUUUUGGGUGGACAUCUCCUGGGAAGGCUGCCAUUAUUACCUGAGGGCCAGGUCACUUUUUCUAGACUUCUCCUUGGCACUUUCCUGUGAAAGCAGUUAAACUCUGUCCAAGGAAGUCUUCCCAUUCAUUGCCACAUAUAGAACAUUAGUUGGUGGUGACAUUCCAAUCCCAGGGUUCCUAUGAAUACCCUCUUCUGUGUUGAUGCUGCCAUUUUAACCUCAUAAUCCUGGACACUCUUCUCCUGAAGAUUAGAGGUUUGAUGCAAGAUUUACCUUUUGUUAUGAUUCUUCAAAAAUCAUUUGCAGCAGUGUGCCUAUUUGUUCAUAUCUAUGUGAAAUAGGGUUGAUAGCUAUCUCUUCGGUAUCAUUGUGUGCACCAUAAGGUAAAGGUAAAGGUAAAGGUACCCCUGCCCGUACGGGCCAGUCGUGUCCGACUCUGGGGUUGCGCGCCCAUCUCGCUUAAGAGGUCGGGGGCCAGCGCUGUCCGAAGACACUUCCGGGUCAUGUGGCCAGCGUGACAAGCUGCAUCUGGCUCGCCAGAGCAGCACAUGAAAACGCUGUUUACCUUCCCGCUAGUAAGCGGUCCCUAUUUAUCUACUUGCACCCGGGGGUGCUUUCGAACUGCUAGGUUGGCAGGCGCUGGGACCGAGCAACAGGAGUGCACCCCGCCGUGGGGAUUUGAACUGCCAACCUGACGAUCGGCAAGUCCUAGGCGCUGAGGUUUUACCCACAGCGCCACCCGCGUCCUGUGUGCACCAUACUUGACACUAUUGGUGCCUUGGCAAAAACUAUGGGGACAACCAGGUUGUUGCCAUGAUUGUGGAGCUAAUGUUCUGUACUCCUUAACACAGGCACAGGGUAGCUAGAAAGAAACUUGUGUCUUCGUUACAGUUCAAUCCCCCUUAUGUGCUGACUCUCGUGGUUGUGGAAUAAUGCACAAAUUGACUGACUUUUAGCUAAUUGUGCAGACAAAUGUAUAUUCUAGAGCCGGGCUGUUGAACCUACUGCUGCCCCAUCAUCCUUGACCGUAUGGCAUGCUGGCUGGGCUGAUAGGAAUUGUAGUCCAACAGCUUCUGGAGGAUUGCAGAUUCCUUACUCCUGGUUCAGAAGCUUGUCAGCUUCCUUGACUUGCAUGCUGACUGAGCCCCCUCAAUUGUAAGUGCUUUGUGCAUCUUGGGACUCUCUGUAACUGAGACACGGUCUCAUUGGAAGAGACUAGGAAGCAACAAAUGUGUUGUAUGUCACAUCUGUCAGUGGAUGGUGGAGUUUCAGUUUUAUCUCUGAAUUUCGUAGAAGGUUGUCAGUUUGGGCCACACUCACAACGUCAGAUGUUUGCCUGUAAAUUGGCUAAACUAUUCUAGGCUGCCAUUUAUAGGUUUAAGCAGUGCAGCUCACAGGCCCAUAGAAUGCCAUUCCUGUACAGAGAUGAACUUAAUUAUUUUCUUGUGUGAAAGAUAUCUGCAAUUUAAAUGACUAAUUGUAUUGUAGCUCUGGGCUAAACAUAUUGAUAACACAAACGUUGAUGACAUGUGAAGGGUCAAGAGUUUUAUAAUUUAGUUGAUGAUAUAUUGCCUAAAAUGAUGUGGCAAAGAGCCAGAAUAUUUCAGUUUAAUAAUCGUCUAUUAAGUUAACAUGACACAUUUUGUACAGUAUUUGUUACCUCCAGGUACAGAUUAAGGAUCUGAUGCAGCCACAGAUAGUGACAUGUAAGCAUGAAUCUUGGGCAUAAUCAUGAGUAAACUGACACUACAUUUCCAGUAAUUUGUCUCAAUAUGUAAAACACUCUGUUGGUUACAUUUGAAAGGACUUGUAGAAAUGUCACAAUGUAAGUUGGGGGAGGAAAGCUACACAACAGAAUAUUAAUACCUAGUCUCUUGCAGAUCUUUGACAGUUUAGUGAAGUUCCAGCAUGAGUGAAGAUAAUUGGAUCAUAAACAUACACAUUUAUUCCUAAAUUGUUCAAGUGAAAACAUGUCUGUCAUGCCAUGAGGUGUCCCAAGAGUUCUCAUUCUCCUUUUUAAAAAUCAAAAGUGCUGCAUAGUAUUUUCAUUUACUUAUUUUACUCUCAGAGAGCUGUCUUGGAGACUUUUUCAUCCCAGUAAGAAAUAGAAGGUCAACUGAAGUUCUUUCUAAGUGUUGCUUUUCAAUAUGGCACAUUGAUGGAGCACCUCACAGUGGUGCUGGGAGCACUUGACCUGUACAAAAAAAUAAAGUAGAAUUCUCUGGUUUGAAGCAUGCCUUCCACUUUACAAUCUUUUGGCAACUGAAGUUUGUUUCGUUUUCGGAAUUCUGGUUUCAUUGUGAAAUCCUAAUCUUGCAUUGGCUAAUAAAAACCUUAAAGGAAGUUGUCUUACAUGAGAAUUCUACUGGUUUUAUUUUAUAUUUUUAAAAAGCCAGUGUAGGUUUAAAACUUUUUCAAAAAACAAAAUGCAGCACAGCAUAAGGUUGCCAUAUUUCAAAAAGUUAAAAAAUCCAGACACAAAAGCUGUUGAGCUUUUUUUGUAUUGUUUCAUUUGGCCAAAGCUUGCUGCGUAGAUUUCUCAUGAGAAUAUUCUGCAAUUGACUUGAUGGGGAGAGUGAAAAAAAUUCCACUGUUCGGCUAACUCAAGCUUAUCUGCCAACGGUAAAUGAGAAACAAGGGUGGAUCUCUUACCUGGCAUGACUUCAUUACAUGUAUGUAUUGUACAUGCAUAAGAAAACAUAUAAAUGCUUUUGGAACAAAUUGCAGAACCUUUAAAUUUAAUGCUCAUUCUUCUGAUUGUCUCUUGAGAAUUGAUACUAUAUAAUUGUAUUUUAGCCCCUUGAGUAUUGCUUGGACCAGUGAUGAUUAGCUUAGUCUAUCAACCAUGUAACAUUAUUGCUAAUGUCUGUUAACUUUGUAUUUGUCAUGCUAACUAUUAAAAGAAUGCAGCAAAUUGUAGGCUGGAUUCAAGGGAGGAUGGUGCCUGUGAUACGACUCAUCAGCUUUCAUAUACAGCAGCAGGAAAAACAAAAACCUUGCUAAGGCUUCACAUUCUCACAAUGUGGAAAAGUACACUUUUAUUUAUUAAAUUUGUAUCCUGCCCUGCCGCCCAAAGGAGGCCAGAGCAACAAACAUCAAAAUGUUAAACAAUACAAUUUAAAGUGAAAUGAAAACAUACUUUAAACAAUCUGAAAACAUUUUAAAGCAAUUAAAGUAUCUAAAAAACAUAACAUGCAUGCCAGCUUAAACCAGAGACCAAUCUGGUUUUGUAUAUUAUUUGGGGGGGGGGAGCCCUAGAUAGGAUUUUGCAUGACAGUUCUUUUAUUUUGGCACAUAAUGAAAGGCUUGGAUAAGUCUCCCAGAUUUUAUGCCAAUCUUCCAUUUAGAGUUCAGUUUGCACAUCUGUUUUCAAAUUCUACAUGUAAGCUAAAAGCUAUAUGGGCUAUUGUGUGCAUUUGAUUAAGUUAUCAUAUUUAUCUAUUUCAUAAAAAUAUUUCUAGACUGCCCCUCAUAUAAAAAAUUGGGGGUGUAUGCAACAACAUUUAGAAGUACAAUAAAACAUAAUAUACAAGAAAGACAAUAUAAAAUAAUCAUAAAAAUGACGGGCUCAUCCUGACAAAGUUUAAACAACUCCACACCCAGUGUGGGAGAAGCUCAAAUCUGUUGCCUUGGGAAAGUUCCCUGAGAGAGACUCAAGUGUUGUUUGGUUAAAUAGAUGUCGGAGGAAAACUUCACUUAACCUUAACCAACACUCAUGGCCAGUAAAAAAAGAGGCGAUGGUACUCUUUUCCAUCACAAAAAAAGGCACUGCUUAUAUUUGUGCUUUGUGAGACAACACGUGAAUGCUGCAAAUUCAGUACCGUAUUUUUCGCUUUAUAGGACGCACUUUUUCCCCUCCAAAAAUUAAGGGGAAAUGUGCGUGCGUCCUAUGCCUGCACUCCGGAGGCUUUGCGUUGCUUUCGCUGAAGCCAGGAGAGUCUGGUCUUUGAGGCUGGCAGUGGGGGAAAGCAGCGCUUCCCCCCACCGCCAGCCCCACAAGCUCGGUCAAAAAGCCCACAGAAGCCGUGUGCUCUUUCAAGGGGCUGCACGGCUUCUGCUGGCUUUUCUAGGAGGUGGGGAAAUUCCCCCACCUCGUAGAAAAGCCCGCAGGAGCCGUGCACCCUUUAAAGAGCGCAUCGCUCUUGGGGGCUUUUCCCCGAGGAGGGACAAGGGACUGACUGGCCACGUCAGUCCCUUCUCCCUCCUGGUCGAGAAGCCCGCGCGGCUCCUAUGGGCUUUUGUGGAAGGUGGGGGAAUUCCCCCACCUCCCGCAAAAGCAGGGAGAAGGUCUGGGAGGGAAAUCAUAUUUUUUUCCUUGAUUCCCCCUCUGAAAACUAGGUGCUCCCUAUCGUCAGGUGUGCCCUAUAGAGCGAAAAAUACGGUACUUUGAACAGAAGAGAAUACAUGGGGAAGAUAUGUAAAUUACUGGGCAACCUUGUCUCCAGUGCUAUGAGUAGUCUACUUAUUGGGCCUGUGAAAGAGAGGCUAAAAUGAAGGCAACACAAAAAGCAGGACAAAUAUAAUAACCAAGGGUUAUAUGGUCAGUAAAAACUUGAGAUGACAGGGAGAGAGUCAAGUUAAAUUAUGCUGGGACUGGUUUAUGGCAUGUAUGUACAUGUUCAGACACUCUCCUCAGAUUUACAACAGAGUGACUUAUUUUAAUCCCUAAGUAAUUGCAGCCAGCACCUUCAAACAUGGAAGCAGUGGAAGAGGUUUCGGAGCAAAGGGUGUAACAUAUGCUUCAGAAAUUAUGCAGUGUAUUGAGUAACUGCGAAGAACUAGGGCAGGCAGUCUUUCUCCAUUAUCUUAAUCUACAGAGAAAAUCAAAAGAGUGUUAUUUGCAUGGUUUAGGGUUGGCACCGGGGGGAGAGCAGGGCUCUUGUGCUUUGAACAGCUGUGUGGCAGGCAGAAAUUGAACAGGUGAAGUCCUUUCUAGUAUAGAAAUACAAUUAUUGUUUUGUCAGAAACAUUGCUUGCUUGCUUGCUUGCACUUGGCUCCUAAUUUAUGUUUGUCACCUUCACCCCACGCAAAGGAGGAUGUAGAUUUGCAUAUGAUUAAAAGCAUACACAAAUAUGUGUGCUCUUUUGUGAAUAUGGUAAAACCCAUAAUCCACAUACAUUGUACUGGUUUGAGAAAAUCAAAAACAACCCCCACCCCAGGUAAUGCUUGCCCUCAGGUUGAAAAGAUUCUCCAUCCUUGCAGUACACACAAUCCCACAAGGAAGCCCCACUGAACUCAAACAUCUGAGUAAAGCUUACAUGAGCUCAAGCUAUGGUUGUUCUCAAGGGUGGAGAGAUGGAUCCAGAUAUGGCGAUUGCUCAUGGGGAAUUUGAGGUUUUUGUCCUUUACUAUUUGUUUUUCAAAGGGCUACAUGAGAAUGAACAGGUUUGUGUGUGAAUGCUCAGUUUUAAGCCCUCUAAGCUGGUCUCUGUUUAGAAAGUAAAUACUUUCCCCUCCCUAAAGUUAUUUGACUUCUGAAGGACAUGGCUAUUGGAUUGCUGAGGAAUCCCCUGAGGCUUGUUUCAUUUGUAAUAAUGCCUUGAGCUUUCUGCUGCAUCCUGUUGGAGUGACCUUCUCUUCAACCCUGUAGUGGCAGCUGUGCUACAAAGCUAGCCCCCCCUUGCUUCCCCUCCCCGUAAGGGGUUGUCUUACUUUGAACUGUGACCCUUUUGUGUCUUACCAAGGCAAGAGGGACCUCUCUCUCUCUCCCUGUACAUGGCCACAAUAUUUCUCCCAUGCCUAUUUUGUUCCAAGCCAUUGAACAAAUGGAAAGCUUCAAAACGAUGGCAUUCUUAUUUCAGUUUUCAGCUGGUGUUGUCUUGUAUCAUGUUAGCAGGAGAAAGUCCUUUUUUGGGGAAAGAAAGCGGGUAUCAACUUAAGACAUCAGCAACUUAAGUUUGCUGAUGUCAAAGUAGUAGCAGUAGCACUUCUUAUGGAUUUACUUCAUGCCAAUCGCCAAGCGUUUAAAUGAGUUGGCUUGGAUUGUUUCCCUACUUUCUAAACAGGUAUAAAAUUCUUUUGUUCUGUAUUCUUAAGCUGGUUUGGAUUAAAUAAAAAAAUAUUUCUGUCCCACUUAAAGCAGCUAAUGUUAAUAAUAAUAUUUUAUAUGCUGCCCAUCUGACAGGGUUGCCCUAGCCACUCUGGGUGGCUUCCAGCAAUAAUGAAACCAUAUACUAAGGUUAUAUGGUCAGUUUUAAAAGCAGUGUGAGAUAGCUUGACAUGAAGCCUAAGAAGGCUUUUUGCUGUUCUCCUAAAAGUGAAAGAGGCUCUGGCUACCCCACGACCCCUAGGAAAGUUCCAUAUGCUACCAUGGAGCGCAUGGGCCAUCACACCUUAAAUAUCUGGGUAUUGAUAAUGGGACCUCUCCAAUAGAUCUUAAGGCUGGGGUGGAAUUUUUUGAGGUCUCGUUUUGGAUAUUCAGGACGAGGCCAUUUAAGAGCUUUAUCCUAUUUUUUCCUGAAGACUCUGAACACAAUUAUUUGAGAAACGGGUCUCAGCAUACUGAACUGCAUGUGUUUCCUACAAAGACAGCUGUGCCCCGUCAAGCAAUCACUUGCAUGGGAGACCUCUAAAGUUAGGGCAAAUAAUGAGGGGUGAAGCUCAUGCAGUAUAAGAUUGGAGUUGCACUUACGUUGUACAGUGAGUUUUAUUUAUUUUUAAUGACUACUCACCUUUUCUCUCCUUUCUCCUGGUCUAGGGCUUAAACAGAUCACCCAGCCUUGCGAAACCAAAUCUUCAUCCACGAAUAACACGCAUCUGCCUCAGGGACUUGAUAUUCUGUAUGGAACAAGAAAAAGAGCUGAAGCACUCUCUAGCCUUGUACCGAGCUCUUCUGAAGUAACGGCUAGGCAGUUUGCGUUUUGGCUUGCCAGCAUUUGUUGCCAAAGAACACCUGUUUGCACUAUCUUGAAACCUUGGUUUACAGUGAUCACCUGUUUCCUUUUCCUUUUUUCUUAAACGAAGGGAACCACCUAGAACAGUCUACUGGGUGGUUACUAGAAACAUGUAUGCUGCCUGAAUGCACUGGAGACAGAAGGCUUCAGGAGUCUGCGAAAUUCAGUAUAAGCAACACUUGUGUCAGUAUUUCAAUCUGCAAUAUUAUCCUAUGAAUAUUGUGCCUUGUAAUGCUGCAGUUGGGGAAGGGUGGUAUGACGAAUGUAUUUAAUCACAAACCAGCAGGCAAGCAGCUUGCUAGUGUGUUGCCUACAGGAUUCAACCUCUCUAGCUGUCCUAGUUUUUAGAGUUCACUAUAGCUAGCUGGAAGAGAAACCACUUGGGAGCAAGCCAAAGAAGUGCCAAAGUGAGAUCUGCAAUCUAUUGCCUCCAAAGAAAGGGGGACUUCCCAGUGGCAUGGCUUGUGCUGCCAGUACUACUGGACGAAUGAAGCAAGCUGGAACUGUAAGAGUUCAGGCGAGCAGCUUUUGGAAAUGUAGUUGCUGAAAUCUAAAAGGCAAAUCCGGUGGAACACUUAACACAGGCCGAUUGCCCUUUCCAUUCCAUUUCCAGCAUAACAAUGACUUUGGAUGCGUUCGGUUUUGCAUCUGUGCCGACUUUAAAGCAGGGAACUAUCUUGGAGGCUCUUGCAGUGUGGAACACUGCUUUAUGUAAAGUAUAGAAUAUAAUUAUUUGAUCUCCUGCUUCCUACCUUAUGGGAAUCAAAGAGCAGACAUAUAAUUAUCAGGGAUUUGAUCUUAAACUGUAAGUUUGGAUUCGAUUCUGAAAUCCGCUGAAUGGGGAGAAAAAUUCUGCUGUGGCAUUUCGUGGGAUAGCACAAAACUCUGCAAGGAGCUGAAGUUAUAGUUCUGGCGGCCUUUAAAGAGAGCCUGCUGGUUUGCCUGCAGUGAAUCACUCCAGAAGAAGUUGGUUGUGGAGAGCCACAUGAAGACACCUUUUGCACUUUUCUACAAAUUCUGCACUACCCUGUGCACAUAAUGUAUAACAUUGGGUGUAUACUGGGAUGGGUAAGAGAUAGCAGCUGAAUGUCUUUACCAUUAAAGUCUUUAUUUUUAAAGGCUUUCAAAGCUUUUGGGUAUGCCACCUUACAAAUUGGGGAAACCGUCUAACUUAAGAUACCAGGACUACUGCAGAAUGUUGAGAGGCUCUAAUCUAGUUAGUUUCUCGGUUAGAAAAACUGAACUAAGUUAGUUAAACCUACACAGUGAAUUAUUUGUGUGUGUGAAAUGUCAGCAAGAUACUGGUGGGAUAAAGCAGACAGAAGAAGAAAGAUAAUUGUAUAAUAAAAUGCAUAGCUUUACUAUUUAUGUAAAGUACAGCAUUUCCCCGGUUGUGUAUUCAGUCUUACUGACAGAUGUUUAAAAUUAUUUUAAAUACUGCAUUAAAAUAACUAUUUUAU
This is a messenger RNA of Podarcis lilfordi (Lilford's wall lizard), 62282 nucleotides long. Lineage: Eukaryota; Metazoa; Chordata; Lepidosauria; Squamata; Lacertidae. The record is from the annotation of a GenBank genome assembly.